Xyrichtys novacula (pearly razorfish) is the source of this 59726-nucleotide messenger RNA. Lineage: Eukaryota; Metazoa; Chordata; Actinopteri; Labriformes; Labridae. The record is from the annotation of a GenBank genome assembly.
GCUCAUUAAAACCUUCUGGGCGUGAAUACUUUCUAAAUGAGUAUGUUUAGUCUCCCCGAUGAGGGGACGGUUCCCCUGACUUGCUGUGAAAUUCUCCCACAGCGUCAAUCUACCUUGCUACUCCUGUAUAAGCGCGCUCUGCACUUUCUCCCCCUGAGCGGAUUGGUAAAGGAUCUAUCGGAUUACACUCUGAUUGGUGGAGUCAGGCUCGUCAGGCGGUACGUCAGCUUCGUUCACUACCAUCAUGUUUUCCCCUCUUGGUCAAAAAACAGUGCUUGAGAAUGCUGGAGCAAAGCAGCCGCGUAUCAUCAGGACCACAAGUCUGAGUGGGAUGGAGGCACUGAGAGAGGUAAGCACAACAAGGACGCUUUUUUUCCUCAGACAUGGCGCGGGCAGUGCAGGUGGAUCUUGUAGUCCCCCUGUGGGAUGCGGUUGAAUCUACUUUUUCUUAUUCCUGCAAUGUUGGUGAAUUCGCCUCACCGCAGGAUAUAAUCCGUCCUUCCUUGUUCCCGUGCGCUCAUCCGCGUGUUUCAGGCUGUCCCGGGCAUUGAGGGGCUCUGAUCUUUGGUUCAGUCCUUUGCAGUUUUGCUCGCCUGGGUCCAUAGUGAUGCAGCUACUUUGGCUCAGUCCCUGUUGGGCACACACUGAUCUCCGUCCCGUUUCACACAGGCUGUCCCCUUUGCACUUAGAUAUGCGUAGGAUGUCCAGGACGAUGGGAGGUGCAGGUGGACAAGUUCCACAGUAACCUAUCAAACUUUAAACUGACCUAACCUAUUUGUCUUUAUUUUGGCUUGUGAUUAUACCCUCGUCGCUGCCUUGCAGGAUACCUGAGCCUCUCAAAGAAGGAAUUUAAUUUAAAAAGCUGCAUAUUAUUUGAUUUACAGAUUCUUUCACUUGAAAAAUCUUGUUACAGAUAAUUGAAGUGUCCAUAUACUAUAUAUAGAGUCCAGUUGUGUUGUCUAAUUAAAUUAUGAUUAUUUAUAAUGGGAAUGGUGCUCAGCCUGAGUCAGACUUGGACUGCAGCCUUAGCCCUCUAAAAAAUUAAAGUGUACACAGAGAAUCUCCAGCCAUUUGAAGAAGUUAUGAAUCAUCCUGAGAGAGCAGAGCAACAUGUUUUAAUUUGUUUGGUUUGUAAGCCUCAAUAUUUGUUGUGAUCUGACUCAUAUUAAAAUAUAUAUUUGCACUGUAACAAACCCUCUCAGUCAAAUACAUGUAUUCAGAAAUUGAUUUCAGCUGCUUUCAGGUGCUGGUUAUUCUUGCUUUUAUUAUCUGUCUUGAGGAUUCUCUGUUUCUGACUCUAGCGUUUCUGUUUUACUUCAUACGUUGUAGAGAAAUUACAUUUUCAGAUAAAAAAAAAUCAGAAGAGCUUUUUAAGUUCAAAGUCAAGAGUCGGCAGGCUCUCAGGAGGAGCUGUGCCUAUUCUCGUUGCCAUUACUGGGACAUUUUAGAUCGUUAUCUGGAUCAAACACUAAUCCUCUUUCUCCUUCAGCCACAUCAUGGUUUCCAUUGCAUGUCCAUCUGCUGGUACUGUAAGUGUAUUUCCUGCCAAGCUUCCUGUGUGUUUAGGACCAAUCUUCUUGUUUGUGUUGUUCAGUGCGGAGCUUGUGCUCAAACUAUGAGGACACGUCUGAGUGUAUGCCCUGCUAACAGUGACGGCUCGCACUAAUCACACUCCUGCAAGGUGUAAUUAGUCUCCGCCGUCUAAAGCUUUAAUCCUGGGUUUAAGUGGACUGUAUCUUUGCCUCGUCAGUAUAGCCUCCAGCAUAACACUAGGCUUAGAUUCUGUGUUUGGUAACAUGUUGUCAGUGGGUUUUCUAUUUAGGAUUCAUUAUCAUAUUUGACUCUUGCUGUGUGUGUGGCACAAAUGGAGGGGGAUUUUCUCAAUUUAAUUCUUUACUAUUGGUGCAUCUAUUUCAGAUAAUAAAGAUAACAUUGAUUAUUGGCUAUUAAAUCUUAGUUUUCCUGAUCUGAAUAUGUCAAACAUUCAGUGACAUCUCUUCUGUGUGUUUGCAAGUCUUACACAUGAUUCUGCAUUUAGUUAUGGUUAUCAAAUGAAGACAAUGGCACCAAAUUUACUCAUCCAUAACAGCCAGGCAUACUCAGGCUAAUAAUAGGUUCACAUGUGCACAGCUUCUUUCCCUGCUGUGCUUCUGCCAGCUUUUUUCUCUUUCCUAAAAACACAGCUUGACACAUUAUUUACCGAGAAAUGAGCAACAUCUCCCGACCUAUUUGAGAAUGGCAAAAGGCCAGUGUGAAUGGCAAUGACUCCCAUAGAACUUAUCCACCACUCUCCUCCCUCGCUCACAUCGCACAGCAGCUUCUUUCCUGCCACUUUAUGAAGUCAGUAAUUAGAGGAGACGGCUGCAAGGAAUAAGAGAAGUUUCGUAUUAGGAUGCAAAGUGGUAAUUACUUUCUUUUUAUAACAAAAGCUUAAUAAGAUUCAGCUGCUUUAGUUUGAAGUGUGUUUGACAGCACUGUGACAACCAGGAAGAAGACAGCUGAAAGGUCCAACAUAGACACAGGUGCUUGUAUGUGUCCAAUUAAACAUCAGACAGCAGAAAAUCUGUCUGAAAACUUGGUUUGGUGAGUGAAGUUUGUGCUUUGCUGGUUUUAAGUAUUUUCCUCCCAGAUCAAACAAGUUAGGUUUGCAUUUCUUGAACUUUCUGCCUCUUUUGAAAACAUCCAGUUAAAGGUACAUGACCUUUUUUCCCCGGCAAAAGUACGCGUUGAUUAGCCAUGACUGUAGGGUAAAGAGUAUUGACCAGACACAUGAAACACUGUUAGGAACUUCAGGUGACCUUUAUGGAGAUUAUAACACUUUGAUGAUACCUCCCUUAAAUAAUGAUGCUCUUGCUUCUGUGCCUCUUAGCAAUUUUAGAAAGAGUUGAAAAUAUUACUACACAAACGUAAUAAUUCAAAUUGGUGAGAUGACAAAUAAAUCAAUACCGCUUUUAAAACAGCAUUGGAUGUAUGGAUUCCCUCAUUGUUGUCAUUACAUCUAUUACAAGUGACGAAUGAAAAUGAAACUAAUGCAAAAGUGCAAAAACUGCAGUUCCUCAUGCAUCCACUUGAGCUCCAGCAAAAGCUGAGGAACCCUCAUAAACACUUGUAAUAAAUUCUCAUUUUACACCAGAAAUAAACAUAUUAACAACCAUUUAGCUUAUUUCUAGGUUGACCAAAAGUUAGAUUAAGUUCGCAUAUCCGGUCCAGAGACUACCGCCACUGGGCCUCAGAACCUCGUUUUGAAAACUGCCAAAUUCUGUCAGUCCUAGAACAUCUAUAUUUUUAACAGUCUGUGGUCUCUUCAGCCUGUAACUGAAUUUAAUUAUACAGAAACGGCAGCAGCAGAUGAAGAUUUAUCAGUUAAGGAUGUACCCAUAGAAGAUACCUGGGUGGCCUGCCAAAGUAUGUUAGCUGAAUCCUUUAAGCAUUAUCCAAAAAUCCCUCCUGUGAAUGAACUCGUGGACCAUCUCUCUCCUUCCUUACUCCUUGUCCUUAUUUUGGCAGAACUGAUUCCACACUUGUGUCAAACAAACUGAUCAUCAUCUUGCAGCAGUUUCACACACUGUAAUGCACAUUUGCCUUAUUAAUUCUAUAUUUUCAUCUGCAGUUAUUUCAUGAUGAAUUGUACGCUCAUCGUAUCAUAGCAUUCCUAAGUUGUUAUGGUCUUGUAUCCCAUAAUCCCCAGCUCUAAUGCUCAUUGAGUGGCACAGGAGUAAAUGACUCAAGAGUUAACAGCGGCUUUCCCCAUUAGGACGGAUAUGAAUCAUACAGAAUAUACAUUAAGAAUUAUGCUCCACAGGGGGAAAGGGUGGCACUGCUAGUUUUAUGACUGUGGUUGAUGAUUCUCAGUUGUAGGCUGUAUUUGUAUUCUUUACCUGCUGAGUGUUGAAUUUGUCAUAUUUGGUCAUUGAAAUGUAAAUGUCUUUAUAGUUUCUCUUUUUUCCACAUCAUAUAUAGAGGUCAGAGGAAUUGUCCCAACAGUAAUAUUUUGUUGUCCUGACCUGUACUCAUCAAUUAUAGUACCUUUAGCUCCAAAUAUUGAUGAAUUUUUGCAGUGCUUUGCUCAGAAUACCCUCUGAUUUGACCUUGACUUUAUGACCCCACAUGGUGGUGCUACUGACAGAAACACUGCAUGAAACAUUUCAAUGGAAUAUUGUAAAUUUGAGUUUAUCAGAUAUUGUAAUUAUAUGAUCCUCUUCAAUUUUAUGAUGCACCACACAUUUGCCCCAUAUUAUCAUUAUCAGAGCAGUGUAUCUGGUAUACAGCCUAUCAAGCUGUGCUGAAUUCCUAUUGCAUCAAAAACAAAGAUCAAAAAACUGCUUUUACUUUCAAAUUUCUUAAAAUUUACGCCCACUGUCUAAGCCCUGAACAUUUGGUUAACAACCGAUCAGGAAAACAGUAAAUCACUUUAACUCAAAACUGGAAAAAACAUUUUGUUAGCCUGAAAGUAAAGCGAAGACAGCAUAUCAAAUAAUCAAACUUUCAUUGUUUAAUUAAACUUUUAUGCUCAUGUUAAAUUUGAUGCCAGCGAAAUGUUAAAAAGGGGUCAGAGUAGUGAUGAUAAAACCAUGGAGAAAGUUGUGUCAAGUGAAAAAAAAAAAAUUAGAGGAAAUGCUUUUCAUUAUAUCUACAGGAAUUUAUCACUGUUUCGUAACAUGACUGUUUAUACCAGAGAGACUGAGUCUUUCAGAAGUGAAGACAGGAAAAGAGAGCCUGCAAGAGCAAAUAGUUCAUCUAUUUUAAAAUCAUUAUCCUCAGAGUAAAAAUCCCAAAAUUAGGGGAUUUCACCAUCCAUCAUAAAAAGUUUCAGAGACUCUGAGGAAAUGUCACCACAAAAGGGAUAAGAUCCAAAAUCAAUGCUUGAGUGACACUAUCUUUUCACCCUCAAGCAUGAAAAACAGACAUGACUCUAUUGUUAAGAUCACUGCAUGGGUUUAAAAUCACUUCUAAAAAACUCUGAACACAGUUAGUCUAACAAAUGCAGGUCAAAACUUUACCAUGCAAAGAUGAAACCAUGUAAAUACAAAAUCCAGAGAUGUUGCUGGUUUCUCUGGACUAGAGCUCACUUGAGAUGGACUGAGGUGAAGGAAAGAAAUGCCCUGUGGUCUGACCAAUUCAAAUCUGACAGUAUUUUUGGAAAUCAUUGACAAUUAAUCCUUAUAGAUGGAUCACUGAUGGUAUAACAUAGUGCUGGACGAUAAUUCGAUAACAAUAUAUAUCGAUCGAUAGACGUGUGGUGCGAUAGAAAAAAAACGGGUCGAUAAAAAGUUCGAUAGAAAAACACAGUUUCCCUUUCUUUUUCAUCAUAGCCUAUCAUGUAGCUUUUACGACAGUCAUUACUUCCUCCCAACCAAUCACAAACGCAGACCCAGGUACGCUACGGCACCAAGCCCAGCCCCUCUCAAACCACAACAGACAGCACGUGUAUUAGAAAAAAUGAUACAGCAAGGAGAAGCGGAGGACACUGUCCCGAAAAAAGGUUUCAGUAGUUCACCAGCAUGGCAAUGUUUUGGUUUUUAGAAGUCUGACAAAAAGCGAACAGCGGUCGUUUGCAAAAUUUGCAGAGAAUUAGUAAAAACCAAGUCUGGUAACACAACCAACUUGUUUUACCAUCUAAACCGAUCGCACCCGCAGGGGUACGAGCUGUGUCGGCCGCGCCGCGGCUCCACGUUAUCGUCGGAGGAAUCCUCUGGAACCGCUGCCAGCACCAGCACAAAGCAAGUGAAGCAGACCAAACUGGACUUCGUUUCUUGCCAAAACUACGACAAAGCGUCCAAGCGGCAUAAGGACAUCACCCAUGCAGUAACAUGCUCCAUAGCGAGGGACAUACUACCAAUAACUACCGCUGAAAAGCCUGGCUUCGACCAGCUUCUAGCCACUCUCGACCCGCGAUAUGAAGUGCCCGGCCGCAAGUAUUUCUCAAACACAGCGCUUCAGGCAUGAAAAUGGGUCAGGGGUUGAAAAGGUGAGAAGGGUGCGGAGGAAAUACGUUCAAAUGAGCUCAUGUUUUACAAAGACGCGAGUAUUUGGAUCAUGGCUACUAGCAGGGGGUGCAUUCGGCAGGGGUGCAUUCUACGACACAACACCGGCGUGGAUAAGUCCUGCUUCUCGUGCUUAGUUUGUGUAUUAAGUCAAUCACAUGAUAAUCAAAAAAAAUAAAUCUCCCGACCCCGGGAGAAAUAUUUCAGUGUUCAGACACCAGGCUGUGGGCAGUUUCCCACACAGUUAAAACUGGUAGUAUGCUAUUCCCACCUAAAGCUAUUCUGUUUAUUUAUAUAUUUGUUUGUUUUGUUUAUUUUCAUCAAAACACUAUUUAAAUAUUUAUUUAUCAGAUUUUCUGGUCACUUUAGUCUUUAUGUUUGUCAGUAUUUACUGACGUCACUCAGGCCACUUAAGUUGAUUUCUUUUUUUUUUUUAGUUCUUUUUUAAAAAACUUUCAGUUGUGGUAAAAUAAAAAAGGUGGUUGAAUAAAGGUUUGAAUUUGAAUUCAGUGCUUGUGUGUUCUUUAUUAAAAGUAGGUCAUUAAGCAAUAGCAUAAAACAUCCAGGGCUGCAAUUAAAAUAUAUGUUAAAUAAUUAUAAUAAUUAUAUCGAUAAUUAUCGAUAUCGAUCAAUAUGAUUUAUUUUUUAUCGAUAUGCUUUUUUUCUAUAUCGUCCAGGCCUAGUAUAACAUAUCAGUGCAUAUGUACUCAUGGCAUCCUAUUUCUCAGUUUCAACAUUCAAUAUGUUGUCUCGAAACCAUUUAAACCUAAGAAGAGGCUCAAGUAGUCUGUAAAUGAUCAAAUUCUGUUGUUAUCAAUAUUUUACACAGCAUUCCAUUUUUUGGGAGCUGCAGUUGUUCUCCAUUAUCAGUGUGUGCUUUACUCUCAACACUUUAUAAAACAGUGAUGAGCCCAAUGUAAGAGCAACAUUAUCAACGAUCCGAGGAUGUAGAGACAGAUAUUGAUUAUCAGAUAGAGGGAUGCUGCAGAAAGAGAAUAAGCAGCAAUAGGCACAAUAAGACCACAGUUUGGAGUGUGUUAGUCUGAAAUAUUUGGAACUUAAUACCUUUAUAAAACAUUGGCAUGAAGGUCAUUGGGUUAGGCUGAUCUGAGGCUGCUUGGAGGAGGAUGUAAGGUAGAAGGAAGGAGAGAAAAGAGACAUUUGUUUGCACAAGGACAAGGGAGAGGACAAAGGGGAAGUGGGCAGGAGAGUAGUGACUGAACGGGUCAGGGUAUAAGAAAACAGAAGGAUGAAGGGCGAGAGUGAAAGAAAUGAAAGACUGAAUAUAAGCCAAGGUGAGGACAGUGUCCUGUUACAACAUGAUGUGUUACGUCCAAAAAGAGGGGCAGACAUUUCUGUGCAGUUUUGGAUCCUGUCUGGAUGAAAAGUAUGGGAGUUGUUUACUACAAGAGAGAUCUUCAGUGCUUCCCCUCUUGGGAAAAUAACCAAAUGGUUCAGAAGUGAUGAUUAGACCGCUUUUGCUUCAAAUUAUCAGUUGGCAUUAAAACCGAAGUUUAGCAUUUGCUGAGUUUUGAAGAAACCCCAGGCGAUUUCCGCCCUACUUCCUAUCCACACAGCCAACCUAAACAGGCCUUCCAGUUAAGAAGAAACAUUUCCAGAGUUGGCUCUCAAACUGCUGGUCUGUCCAGUGGAGUAGUUCUCUAUAUUGUAGUAGAUUUAAUUUAGUGUUUAAAAAUUCCCUUGUUUGUUGUGUAGCAAAAAAAUGUUUGUUACCUCAGGGACUCAGCAGCUAAACAUGUCUGCACAGUUUUUAACAAAGCAAGUGGAGUCUCAUAGCUGCAUGGCGGUUUCCUCUUAUAGAAGUUUGCAUCUUCCUUGCAUAUCAGUGUCUGUAUAGUCAGUGUGUACGCAAAUGUGUGGGUGCUUCUGUGUGUCUGUGCAUCUGAAUAUGUUCCCAGCUUUAAUCAUUGUGAUCCUCCUACAUGCAUGCUGUAAUUACUUUUUGUAUUAAAUCUUGUAACGACACUCCGGAGCGCUGUCUCAGCUGUAGUUUUCUGAUAAUUAUUCAUGGGAUUUUUCUCACUUAGGAGACUGUAGUUAAACUGUCCAAAAACAUAACAGAGUUGAGAUAAGAAAAAGAUACAAUCUGGGCUAAGAUUCUGUACAUUUUGUCUUUGCAGGCCUUUAUUUUUUCAGUGCUUAAACAGGUUUACAGUAAAAAAAAAAGACAGCAUGCUCUUCUCUUCUGCUGCUUAGUAAUGAAAAAUAUCCUAUUUUAAAAAAGGCCUUAAAAACAUAUUUAGUGUAGUGGUGGGAAAAUUUGGGUUGUCUAAUUACUGUUUGCAGUUUUGCUCUAUCGCAUGUGUACGUACAGUACUAUUAUGUCCUUCUGCUAAAUGUAUUCCAAUAUUGACAGAAUAAUUUGAGAGCUGACGUGGAUAAGCAUCAUCUUCCCACAGACCGGGGGCCGCGCUCGUAUCUGUGCCACCUGUUUCAUGGGGAAAAAAAGACUGAAACUGAAGAAAUGUAUCUUACUGAGGCACAGAGGAACAAUUCCAGCCCAUGACUGUUUUUUGGCCGCCUUAUCAGAGGAAUGAGUCUGAACAGGGCGCCUGUUGAAGUUUGAUUUUGAUUUCCCCGGUGACUGGGCAGACCGAGCCAUUUUUUUUAUUUCUGAGACAAAAUGGACCCCUAGAAAAGCUCUGCUGAAGACCAGACUUUGGUAACCCUUGUGGUAGUGCUUAAGACACUGUUUUUGUUGAGUCUCUAAACCUGAAGUUGGAACUCGAGUCUUCAGUGUUCAAGUGCCAGUCAACCAAAGUUAUGAUUUUAUUUCAAACUGUCAUAUUCAUACAGAUUUUUCUCUCUUUUUUUGGAACACAUCAUGAUACCAUAUAGUCUACUUUUGCCUCAUUUUCUUGUAACCGACCCAACCCUGAAUACCUCACAUUGAAAUAGUGUGUCACUUGGUUAGUCAGCUAAAUAGCCUCUAUCCUGCUGAUGUCUACAUGGAUUUGGACACUGAAUUCAACCCUGGAUAAUGGUUUUUAAACUGAAGGGACUUGCUCUUUAGUCUGGCUGUGUUUACCCUGGCUGCUUUGGGUGAAGAGGAGGAUGGCAGCCCUGCGGCAGCUGCAGCCGGUGUUGACAAAGUUUUUUCAAGUCACAGACAGUCAAAGCUUCUGCAUUUUGGCUUGAUUUCGUGAUUUCGUGCGCAGUGCUCGUCUGCUUGGUGAUGGAAGUUAUGUUCCCCCCCUUGUAAGAAAUUAUUUUGCAGCAUAAAUCUGCAUUUCACUUCGUCCACGUCUUCAUCUUUGAUUUAAUGUUGACACACUUUGGACUUCUUUGCAUGUUCAACAACUUACCACUUAUUCCUUUGUUUUAAACCUAUUUACUGUUCAGAAACUUAAUUAGACAGUCUGUCAACGUGCGUCUAUCAUUGAUAUGAUUAAGAUCACACAACUGUACUCAAAGUAUAGCAUUACUCAUGGGACCCUCAAGACCCGACAGCAGACUUGAUAUGCUCAAAGGUUAUUCACCUUAGAUUUCUGCAGCCUAAAGGGACCAAAUACAGAUGGAGUAUUUUGGCUGAGCAGGAGCAGGGGUCAGCUGACACUGUUAGCGAAUACAGUCAACACUCUCAGUGAAUCUGAAUGAAAUGAACUGUGUUGUUAUUGCUCGAAAGAGGGAGUCCUCUCAUCGCUGCUGCCAUCUGCUAUUACUGCAGGGAAAUCCAACAACAACCCGGAAUCCUGUUCAGACGUUCUGCUAUAGGAGAAGAACUUGAACCAAGUCCAGCUGCCCCUUUGGAUUUAGCCUUGGAUUAAUUUAGAUGAUACCUGGACAGACUGCAGCACCCAUCUUUCAUUCAUUGAGGCAACAGACUUGAAAAUGGAUAAUUUAUAGCCUCAAUCUAAAUAAGAUAAAUGUGUGUGACAUGAACAUUUAAAAUAAGAGCAGUUAGAUUAAAAAAAAUUAAAGCUGCAAGAAAGGCUGUAUCUCUCUUUUUAAUGGAACUCUAUGGAAAUUGAUCCUCAUUUGGGACCAGCCCCAAGUGGCCAUCUAAGAAAUUGCAGUUUUUGAACUUGCCAUUGGCUGUUGGGUAAAUGACAUCAUUCAUACAUCACAGGAGCAGUUUCAGCGUCUUGUCCAAGGACAGUUCAACAUGUAAAAGAGGGCAAACAACCAACUUUCUGAAUGAAAAAUAACCUUCUACCAUUUUCUAUCAUGAUGGGAAGAUGACAGAACCGGACAUACAGCAUCUAUAAAUCAGCUGUUGUGUGUUUAAAGAUUACGUUUAAUAUUUUGCAGCAUGGUCACUCUUCCAAUGGGUCGUAUGGAGUUAUUUUUGUAUUGUGCUUUUUCUUUAAAAGUAAAGUGUUAGUCAAAGCGUUGUGGAGAAGCAGAGCUGUUUCUAGUUUUAAUUACUUAAAAUUGGUUUAGCAGCCACAGUUGAUUUGCUGGACUGCUCUUAGUGAGUGUGUCAGGGUACACUUGGCUUCCUGCUGAGUUGUACAAAACAUUUUUGAGUGACUACUUCAAGAAUAAUUCAGGGUUACAUUUAUGCUAAUUUUCACACCACGUCUAAUAUUAAAUGAAUGUUUGUAGAAGGAGGAGUCAGUCAGUCUAUCAAUGGUAAUGAUUUUCCACUUUUCCACGCCUGCUUCUAUUUUUGGCCCGCUGACUCUGCUUGUGCAUGUCUUCAGUAUCAUGCAGUGGUAUUUUCUGUGUUCUCCUGUAACAGAGCUGUGCUGUGAUCCUCUGACAUGUGUGCUCUCUGGCUGAUUGUCCGUCUCAGUCAACUGAGCAACUCCAUAGUCUUUAACAGACUCCAAGCUGCAGGCCCAAAUCUGAUUUAUUUUCCUCACGCUUCCACGGUUCUGAAAGUCUGAGAAACAGACUUGUACAUUCUGAGGUAACAAAUUGCUCUCUGGGUGGAAAAAUAGGCCACUGCAAAAAAAAAAAAAAAGGAAAAAAGCGUAAAUAGCAAAAGUUUUCUCUGUAUACAAACAACAACAAAAACCCUAAAAGGCAUCAGGCUGUUGUUUGGAAAUGAGUUCCUUGAAUGAAUUGAAUGUGACACAGAUCUUUUCUUGCUGAGGAGUUCUUGUGGUGUCAUGUCUGAAUGUCUCGCGCAGGAUCCUCAGACUUAUGUUUAAAAUGGGUAGUAUAUGUCUGUUGGCAGUGUGUGCCCUCAACCUAAACUACAAUCUCUCUCUUCGGCUUGGAUCUUUAUUUAACUAAAGACAAAUAAGAUACAUAACAACCCUGCAAAUAGUUUAUUUAAGCUGCAGUUUACAGUGCACUAAGACUCGGAGUUGGUGUUUAAGUGAAGCAAAACACACAUGGUUUUGUGUUUUUUAGAGCUUAUCAAGCUUAUCAGUGGAGCUGUAAGAAUUAGGGGUUGGAAAAAAUCGAUGCAGCAUAGUAUCGCGAUAUUUUGUCUAGUGUUAUAUCGUAUCGUCUCAUUUACCAAGUAUCAAUUUUUCAAAUGAAUUGCUAAUAUGAAGUCAAAUCUAUGAUAAUGGAAACAUAAAAUCAGCUGUUUGUCCAGUGAGGUUGGCAGAGGUGACAUUAUUGAGCAGGAGAAUGUUCGUGCAACAAAUAUAUACAUAAGGUUUGCAAGAUGUGCUUCAUGAAAAUAAAACACAGCAUAAAUAAGACAAACAUAGAGAAAAGACAAAUGCUAAAUAAGCUAAAAACAGUUUUUAAAAAAUGUUUAUAUCGCAGUAUAUUGUAUCGCAAUUCUCACUGUAUUGCCAAAUGUCAAAAAUCACAAUAAUAUCGUAUCGUGGCCCAAGUAUCGUGAUAAUAUUGUAUUGUGGAGCCACUAGUGAUUCCCACCACUAGUAAGAAUGACAGAGAAAUUGUAUAAGGGAAAUGAGGAAAUAAUUCAGCAGUUUUUUUAACAAUUUCAAUUUAUAAACUGUACCUUACAAUAUGCACCAUAUAUUCUAUAAAGGAAAAUCACGCUUACUAUCUUGGGUAACAUUUGUACACUAAAAGGUGCACAUGAUGCAUCUAAUCAAAGUUACAUGCAUUAAGUUUUAAUAAGCGAAAGGACACAAGGAAAAUUUUGGCUAGCUGCCAUGUGUGAUUUGUGAAGUUCAGGGGAAAAUCAUUUCACUGUGUGAGUAAAACGUCAAAUAUCUUUGUAUGACAACAAAUCUGAAGAACACAUUCAAUUUCAAAUAGACUCAACUGUCGCUAUUUUAUGGUGGCAGAAAAGGUGUGGGACAACUUUCACGACCAGGCAACAGUAAAAUGCUGUCAGUGGACACAGGCCCUAUUUGUGGAUAAAGAUAUGAACUCUUCGAUCCAAACAUAUAUCCAAGAAUGUCUUUUGCAGUGCUAACCUGUUGGGUUAUUGACAGCUAGAUUACGCUCUGCAGUCUCUUCUCCUUCUGCUGCAGAUACUUUGCGUCAAGAUAAUUUUAUUUUUGUUUUUACAACAGUUGGAUGAAGUCAAGUCUGGAGAUUUGUGAAAAAAUAAAAAAGUGUGAACAGUUGAAGUGUGAAAAUCGCAGGUAUUUAAUAAGGGCAAAUUAUAAAACAGGUGCAAACUUGGUUGGUAAUUGGUCAUCUUUCAUACAAAUUACACACACUACUACAUACCACAGACACAGCAACAAGGCGUAACUCCACAGCUAAAAAGUUAGCAUUAUUAAUGUUCAUUUAAGGCACAGCCAUAAGUUUGUGGACUAAAAGGAUCCACGUAGAGAGGCCCAUCAUGCACUGUUAGCUCAAAGUGACAAGGAUCUGUCAAGUCCUUUUUCUUGGCCCCAAGUCAAGGGCAUCCGAGUCUUUCAAAACAGUCAUUUGCAUUGAAAAGAUGGAGCUGGUGCCUUGCUUUAUUCAUAUUAAUAGCUGAUGUCAUGCAGACAAAGAGGGCUGCACAUAAUUACAGAUCCCAGCCUCUGUCAGACAGAGAAUAAGAGAGUUCUGAUGGUAGUAAAAAGUCAAUUAAUUUUCUUUGUGUCUGUGUGCUGCAGUUUGCUGUGUGGUUCAGUGUACGUAACAAUGUUAGUGUCAACAUUAUAAAGCUCCUGCGUUGUGCCUCUGACUCCCUGUCACUUGAUCCAGGGCAGUUACCACAGAAAAUGAGCCGUGGUUCCUCAGAUCUCAGUGUUACUCACUCCCCUCUGUUGGGGCAUAGAGCAGCAGGACAGUCUGUGAAGGUGACACUGUACCAGCACCUUCCACAAAGCAAUGCACAGCCGGCCUGGAAUUGAUAUUCCUCAAAAUCCCCAGCCAAUUACUGAAGUGGAGCCUUGGUGAAGGCUGCAGAAAAUGUAUGAGGCUGAGCUCAGGAGGACGGCGAGUACUCCAGGCUGCUACAUACAGUAUGAUGUGCCUUAAAAACAAAAAAAUCUGACUUGUUUUGUAGUUGUACAAGUGUAUGAGUGUCCAGAAACUUCGAGUCCUAAAGCACUGGAGCUGCCACUGAAAUAGCAACCUGAAAAGAGCUUUUAGUUGAAGUUUAGGGUUUAAUAGAAGCAUUUUAGCCUAAGGAAUAGAAGAAACCCGGCCAUUAGAUAACUCCCUGGAGCUUUCCUCGAGCACUUUUCAUCUGUUAUUCUGGCUUGCCCGUGGAGAGCUCUAGGGAAAUUGGUUUUGUACUUCUUUUGCUUCGACUUAAAAAAGCGUUUUGACAACUCAGCUGGUGUAGAUCAGACCUAUUCAACUGAAGAACUGUAGGUUAAAUUAGCACCUUAACACCCUAUGUAUAGCUUUUACAUCACUAUGAAUAAAUCACAUUUAGGAAGGUGAUUAUACACCACCUUGAUUUAACAUAUUUACAAAGCUUAUAUUCCUUAGACUGCGCACGGCACCUUUAAAGUCCCACUCCAAUGUUUUUUUUUACUACUUGAAGUGUUCUCAGUGGUCUUUAAAUUUUGAUUACAAGGUUUUGAGCCAAAAUUGUGUUACCUGUGUCAUUUUCGAGAGCUUUUUUCUGCAGAGCUCCAGUAGCUCAUUAGAAAUUUGCCUCAGUCGCGUGGCUGAGACAGCGCUGCUCUGCUCGCUCGUCUUCAUGCUAGCUUGUGGCCUAAUAUUGCCAGUGCAGCAGAAGUGGCAGGUAACAUAGGAGCUAUUCAGCUCUUGGACACUACUGUCUUUAGGGACAUGAUGAAAGUUAAUAUCAUAAUGAGCUUUCUUACCAGUAAUGCAAACGCUUGUUCCAUGAUCAUCCUCUCUACUUCUCCGAGUCUGGCCUGCAUAGCAGGGCUUCGGGGGCGGAGCACAGAUUUGUGACGCAGGAAAUCGCAGUGAAUCUGAGAUUCACAGCGAUUUGAAUGUAGAAAUACUCAGAAAUGCCAUUUUGCACUUAUUUUUUUCACAAUAUGCCCUGUAGCAUCAGAAAAGUGUCAUAUGAACAUAUAAAAAAAAAAAGAAAAACAUGAUUUUCAUUGGAGUGGGUCUUUAAAACAUUCAAACACAAAGCACCAGAGCUCAGAUGUAGAAAUUCAAACAGUCCCUCGGUAGAUAAUCCUAUUUACCCUCUUGGACUAGGUGGUGUCCAUUCAACGUGGUCGGUACAGUUACCAGUGUGGUUUAGCUGAAAGAGGAAAUAGCUCUCCAGUAAGACGGGCCUAAUGAGAAAUCUUAAUUUGUGGGCCAUCUAAAGGAUUGCAUUGUCAUGUCUGAGAAAUAUCACAUGUCCUCUCUUCUGCUCCCUGAGGCUCUAGUGUGAAAGAGGGAAAAAGAAACUUAGCUGAACCGAGUAAGACCAACCGUGUGAAACUACUAUCAUGCAAAUUUAGGCGCUUGUGUUUUAUUCAUUAGUCAGUCAGCCAUUGUAUCAAUCUGUUAUGAAAAAAGCUCUGAAGAAGAUUUCACCCAUAGAUGAUGAGUUGGGAAAAUGGUUUCAGCGGUCUAUUUGCAGCAAUAUCAGCCUGUGAUUUAAUACUUGUCUGGAAGACAAUUGAAAGUGGAAUUGGGGUAAUAGCCACCAUGACUGAGAGUAAAAAAUUUACCAGAGUGAUGCAGCUCUCUUUUCUGACUAUAGGGGGUUUGAAAAUAUCUUCUAUAAACAGUAAAGUUUCAGAGUCAAUCUAGCUCUGCAGCUAUUGAGGGGCUGUGAUUGCUGUAACAGCUCGGGGUGUUGUAAAGAAAGCCGUUCCUACAGGCCAGUCAUUUAGAGCAGACGGAGAAAAAAUAACUCUGACAGAUCAAAGCAGUCUUCAUUAACAUAUUCAGCACAUUAAAAUCUAAUGGGGAAAAAAAUGCCAAAGUCUGAGGCCACAGGAGGAAAUUGUCUUAAAAGCUAUUUGACAGGAAAACACUGAAGAGGCUGAAGUCAGAAACUGAGGAAUAACACGUUACUUCUCUAACUGGUAUCUGCUACACAGACAUGGAGUGGGAAAUACUCUCAUAGUACUUCAAAAAUGGUGUCUCAAAACAUGUACUUCAUUAUAAAAAGCACAUUUAAUAUUACAAUUAUACAAGUCUGCAUACAUUCAUAUUUUGUCUUGAAGAUUAACUCUCAUAGACUGUAUAUACCAUGGACAACUUGGUUCAGCCUUCCGCCAGUAUACAGAUUUGAACCUGAAAAGCUCUUGGUAUUUCCGCGAUUUUUCUCCACUUCCUGAAACCAACAUUGUGCACUAGCGUUGUACGCACUCCACCACUUGUGCAGUAGCAUUGUACGCAUUCGGCGGGAGAGUCGCUGUGAUGACGCUCGGCUCAAACAGCGUAUCCCCCGGUUGAACUAUGCAAUCUUUGUACGCCCAUCAGAUGUAUCAAAUGUCAAUCAUAGAAAACAUGAACCCACUAAUAACUUUUAAAAAUGGAGCUGUACAGAAAAAAGAGGACUUUAGCACAAACCAGUCUUACAGUAACUACAUGUCAACAUCACAAGCAGGGGGGAGAAAAAAUUAUAUUCUCUGUAAUAAAUUUCUGAAGGUUGUUCACAGCUCCAUAGGGAUUGCUGGAGGAGUUGGGAUUUAUGACCUAUACUGCAGCCUGUCACCAGUGGGUGCUGUUUUCGGAGUAGCUUCACCCAGCGAGGAGGCAGACGGUGUCGAUUCUAUAUACAGUCUAUGUUAACGCUCCAAAAGUGAGCCAGUCUGGGACGCAACCUAGCUUAGCUUUCUUGGUGCAGGAAUAACGAGGACAAACUCACUGUCCAACAGCUUCAAAGAUAGGUAGUACCAAAAUGACGUGAAUGUUGCUAGCUAGCAAUAGCAGAAAAGAAGUAGUUCGCCUGUAUGCAUGCUGGGAAAGUGGGUACUUGAAAUGUGGCGAAGUUAGUAACUUUCUGAUAACGUGACAGAUGUGCUGGGUGCUCAGCCUCUUGCUAGCUCUUUUAUUUAAGCAAAGUACUCUUUUGUGUUUCUGUUAUAAACCUCUCCAUCCUGAUUUCCCUGAGGCUUGUUUGCAAAAACUGUUUUGAGACAGAUAAGUCUUUUGUGUUGUUUUAUCCGAAUGGAUGCAAAUAUUUUGCUAAAGACUUGAAUUUGAAUAUUAACUUUAGUUUGUUGAAGCAUUUUACAGAAACUUUGGCUUAGUUUGCCUCAAGAAACAAACAGAUCCGAGCGCCAGUGUCAUUAUUUUGUAUUUGUAACGUGCUAAAGCUUUUUAAUAUUAGCCAACUGGUUUUUAAUGUUGAAAUAUUUGUUUUGAAAAGCUGGAGUGGUGUUUCCUCUGUCUGUAAGUUAAUGUGCUGAAUGAUGCUAAACUAAACAGAGUAUACACAGAGUAGGAAGCUGGUACUUUAAACAGGCCAGGCAGAAGAGUGACUGUAAAACAGAGGAAGAGGUUUUAUGGUCCAGGCUAGUCUGCAAGAGGGGGCCAGUUCAAGUUGAGGAAUUAUUCCAGCGAGGGGGUUUAAUUCAAAAAGAGAUUCAUAGGCAUAAUAUAAUUCCAGGGGUCUCUGGUGUUCCUCAUGUCCCUAUAGUCAGAUAAAUCAUAUUCAUCUGUGAGUCUCUGUUUGAUCUUAAAAAAAAAAACCUUCAGUGAGAGACUGAAGAUCCUUUUUUAUUUUGUUUAUUUUGUUUUUGUUUGCUGUCACAGACUCAAUCACCAGCUCCCGCUUUGGUCUCAACCACAGAGGUCAGCAGGCCAUUUCAUUUUAAAUCUGAGUGAAACCCUCAACAGAAUACAAACGGUCUGUCUUUAAACGCCUGCUAACAAAACCCUGCUGCGUAGAGUUAACCCUCCUAAUUGUAGAUUACAGGUUUUGGUGGGGGGCAUUUUCUUCUGAUAAGCAGACUAAAACAGCUGAAGCAUCAAGAAUUUUUUUUUCCUAUUUACAUUUUUAACAUCCAAUUCACAGUAAAUUAGAAAAUGUAAAGUCAUGUUUUUCUUCAUGUGUUGUUUGUCCUGCUGUUUUUCUGUCUUUGUAGAGACAGACGGGGAGAGAAGCUGCAGUGAAAGGUUUGAUUGAAAAUUGAUUUUUCACUUCAUUUGAUAUGUCUACCAGAGCUCGGUUACUUACUCUUAUCCACAUGGAGGUCGAUCCCGGUGCAUCCAGCCCAUUGUCUACUUUAGUGUCUGAAUUAGAUCUGUGGGAAACGCUGGACACUCAAUCCCAGCCGUUACAGCAGAUUGUAUGUGUAUGCUGUCUCCCUAAAUCUAGGGUCUGCGUUUGAUACAAACAACACUUAAGGAAGUUGUUACUGAAGUGCACUUUAUAAUGGCUGUCUAAAAUAGUAGUAAAGAUCACUUUAAAGGUACAGUACGUAAUAUUUAGCUGCAUUUGGUAGAGCAGACUUUGUAGAAAUUAAAUAUCAUGUCACUGUCUUUCUAGUUACACACAGGUUUGCAUAUUCAGUGAGUAUAGCUGCACAAAAUGCUCCUGUUGGAAGAAGAAUAGAGAGUUGUUGUUUUACAUUGUAUUAGUGGAAGUAUCUGAUGUUAAAACUUGACAAAUGGAGGAUCAAACUUGUGCAUCAGUGGAGCCUCUUAACCUUGAAGACCUGUGUCAUUUCAUCGAAGAAGGGGUGAGCAAAGGAGCACUUCAACAAUAUGGACUUAUAGAUAUUGCCAAACAUUACUGUUUAUACCAUAGACUGUAUAUACUAUUGACAAACUGGUUCCACCGUCCAUCAUUAUACACAUUUGAAGCCGAAUUGGCCUUGGUGUUUCUGGGAUUUUCUCCACUUCCUGGAACCCCCACUUGCACAGCAGCAUUGGAUGCACUCGACAGGAGAGUCGCCGAGAGUCGUUGUGAUGACGCUCGGCUCAAACAGUGAAUCCCCUGGGUGAGCUACGCAAUCUUCGUACGCCCAUCAGAUGUAUCAAGUGUCAAUCAUAGAAAAUAUGAACCCCUAAUAACUUUUAAAAACGGAGCGGCACAGAAAAAAAGAGGACUUUAGCACAAACCAGUCUUACAGUAACUAUAUGUCAACAUUGCAAGCAGGGGGGAGAAAAAUGUAUAUUCUGUGUAAUAAAUUGUUAAAGUUUAUCCAGCUCCAUAGGGAUUGCUGAAGGAAGCAGGAUUUAUGACCUAUACUGCAGCCUGACACCAGAGGGUGCUGUUCUCACGGAGACUUCACCCAGUGAGGAGGCAGACGGUGUCCAUUCUAUAUACAGUCUAUGAUUUAUACACACUAUACCUUCAAGAAAUUUCCAUAAGGCUCAGUUGACAAGUCAAAAAUACUCUGUACCUUUUGUCAAUGUAAUAUUUUGAGUUGGCGCUACCUCUGGGCGAAGCAUCUAGGUGCAGCUAAACUAGCUAACAUCAGUGGGCUACCACAGCGCAGAAGUAGGCAGGUCAAUAUUGUGAAAGACUUUGGUCAAAGGGACGUCCUCAGGUUGGUCAUACACCUUACCAUGUUGGGAAACAAUAGGCUCAUACAUAUAAAAACAGAGAGAGCAACUGCUGCCAUAUUAACCAGGGAUCAUUGUGCAUCAGUGGGUUAUUGAGGUUAUCUUGGAAUAACAACUGUGACUGGGGAUUUCAUCCAUACAUGUCUGUUUUUUUCUUAAUGUCUAACAGUGUAAUACUUGAAAGAAAUAUUAAAAAUGAAUGGUGUGCUACACAGAAUGAACCCUUUUAAGCUGUCUCCUGUUUUAAUGUCAAAGUGCCCGACCGCACUGUCAUAGCAAUGCAGCAUUUGUUUGAAUAUUUAAUCUAUAAAGUUAUCUAUAAAGGACAAAUUUUGCUACAUUCAUUUGAUUCCUUAUUCAGGACAUGAGGCUAGAAUUGCUUUGCAUUGUUAUUAUGGACUUUCAGAAAUGUAAAAUAAUGAAAUUUUAAAGAUGUGAUAUUUUUCAAUAAUUAAAGAAUCAUCUUUUGAUGGCCCACUCUGUGUACGUUGUAAGAACAAGGCAUUGUUGAGCUGUAAGAGCUUAAAAAUAGCUUAUUAAAAGAAAAUGUCAAUUCCUAGCAUCUGAGCCUUGAUAAAAGCCCUGUUUAUUUUUUCAAUCUGUGCCUCCCUUAUAGAUAUACAUUAUUGAAACAUCCUGGACUUAUGGCAGCAAAAUGCAACAUUAGCUGCACCUUGUUUUAUAGCCUGUUUUCUUGUCCUUAACUCAGAACAGCACAGUGUUGCUGAAUUUUUCUUUUCUUUUUUUUUUUUUUAUAUUAGCAUGUCAGAACACAUUUUAUCACUGUGAAGACAAGCCCAAUGAGCAGGGUGUACAUGCAUAAUGUUCCUAGUAGUUUCACACCACUGUUUCUGGUGAGCGUCCUCUCUCUAAUGAUGUCUGACAGGGACAGGCUGAAAGAGAAAGGUUAAUCACUCUGUGUCCAAGCACUCAAAGACACAAACUCUUACUGCGGUGCUGUCCUUUUGUAUUCUGGGGCAGACGCCUGGCUCCUUGUUCUUUUCUGUAAUUGCUCAGCAGAAGCGCAAUGUUUCUGAACCAAAUCAAAAUAAAGUGUAUUUUUGUGUUGGUAAUGGCCUCAGCACCAAAGGUUUUCACUCUGAAGGAUGUCAAGUAGUCCGCAUGCUCACUAAGUCACGUUAACAAGGGCUGUGUCUGCUGACUGAUGAAUAAUUCCAUAUCAUAUUUGAUUCCGCAUUAAUUCUGGAGCUAUAAAUGUCACAAAUGCUGCUCAACACCAGUUGACAAAUCUAAAAAGUAUGGUACCGAUUAAUAAAACCACCUGGCAACAAAAGCGUUCAGUAAGAUAUGAUGUCCUGUAAAUCAAACAAGGCCAUUAAAACACCAUUUGUUGAUUACCAGUUUGUUGAAUUUUCAUCAGUCAAAAUGAUUCUACCCAAUGUGUCUUAGGGUUGCACUACAAUGCACAAAUCAUGUUUACUCUCCCAAGUGCAAUGACUUACAAAAAAAGUGAGAUUGAAAAGGUAAAGCACCACUUUUUGCUUUAGGUGUUAGAAAAAAUGCUUUUAAAGAUUUCCUGUGAGCUGCAAUGUUUUUCAUUCUUUUUCAAAAUGAUUGCAGGAAAUGAUACAGACACCUCAUACAUCUCUGUAGAAGUUUCACAACAACUAUCGUAAGUAUCAGAAAAGUCAAACUUAAAUUAAACAUCCCCGAUACGGAAUAUUCUUGCUGUUAUGAGGCUCACUGCAAUCCAUCAAAGACAUAAAAUAAAGCUGUAACAUUUAUAAAAUGAGUUUCAACUGCCUGCAUCUCAGCAUGUGCUGUAUAACCAAUAAUACCGCUGUUUGAUUUAUUACAAUCGUAUUAAGUCUGUCAUGGGACCAUUAGUCAUAUUUGAACAGGAAACAACAAGCAUGCACUGAAAAAGAGGUGAAAAUCAAAACUCACUUUGCUAAUUCAUUUAGAUUGGUUGAAUUAAGGGCAAAGAUUGUAGUUUCAAAUGUUUGUUCACUUUUUUUCUCUUAAAUCUGCUGUGAGGAGAUUUUUACUUAAAAGAAAAACCUACUGAAAUCAACACUGGGGUCUGCAGAUGCAGACAAGAGCUUCAGAAAGAAGCCUUGCUACUUCUUUAUAGUUAAUUUAAAUGCCUGUCAAGUCUGUUCAAAAAUGGGAGGAAGAGUGUAAAAUGUAAGACAGUCUUUGUAAGUGGAUUACUUGUCUCUCUAGGUGCCUCAUGAUUUCCAUGAGGAUGUGAAAACACUGCUCAGAGUGCAAUUGCAACAUUAGGUGAACACGUGCAAGACAAAUUAGUACAAAAAAACAGAUGUAAUAUGCUAUAAUAAGUUCAAUUUUCAUAUUUGCAGACAGGGAGUUGUAAGUUCAUUCCAAUCCUGUGCUGUUGUUCUUGUGCUUUAAGAGUUAACAUUGGAGCAUUACUUUAGUGGUGCAGAGAAACUCUCUAAAUUCGAGCUUGCUGUUCUUUAUUCUAACCAAAUCAUCAUAUUUGCCAUUGUGUGUCCAAGCCCCAUAAUAGAGAGUCUAAUUCCACUGUGUGGCCCCUAAUCCUCACUGUGCAGCUGCAAACACGUUGUUUUUAAAGCUGAUUCUGACUCUCUCAGAGUCCCUGAAGGUAACAUUAUCUCAGCUGUCCCCAGAUCAGUCAUGCUUCUCUCUUUUUUUAUUAAUGAUUUUUCUUGUUUUUCUCAGAUUUUCUCCUUAUCUUCCUCACAGAGCGUUAGAUGAACAGAUCACAUACAUGUCCCCCUGGCACAAACUUGUGAUUUGGACACAAAUUAAUCAAACUGAUUUGAUGUGACUCUCUGCAGCUGUUCAGUGCAGAGUUUGUUUUCCUAUUCUCAGAUUCAAGGCACACAGGGCACUUGCCUUUUUCAUAGGCUUGUUUUGAGUCUGCUUUUGUCUUAAUUGCAGUUUGGCCUCAAACAAAACAAAGGAAAAAUCUCACCCAAAAUAGAAGCUGCAUUUUGGAGUUCAUCCUCUUUCUUCUUACUUUCUCAUGUUUGGCAUUCAGGAAAACAGUUGGAGUUAGGAGAGGGAGAGGGAAGUGUCUAUUUACUAAAAGUGGAGUUGGUUUUAAGAAUCAGCACCAGAAAACGGUCUGAUCUUGGUGAUAAAAGCACUAGAAAAUCUCACACUGCAGUAUCAACGAAUGAGUCAUAUCAGCCAUUGAUUCCCAACAGACUACACACAUUAGAAAACCUUAAAUCUGCGUCUGUGUUUUCAUUCACAGGGUGAACCCUGUCAAAUGUUUUCUACAGCCUCUUCUGCGUCUAAUUCUGCAGAUCUAUUUCACUCAUCUGACUGUCAGCAGUAUUUCUAUCUCUACAAAGAUUCACCCUUUUGUACUUUUAUCAGAUUUGGAUGCAUGGUUUUACAAUAGUAACUCACCCAGGAUGACUUUUAUCGCUCACAUCUGAGAAAUCUUAAAAUCCCAAGAGGCUGAAGUCAUGGUCAGGGAUUAAGUGCUAACAAAACUGCAUUACUGCAGGAUGGUUUUACAUGCAAGUAAAACUCAUACUCUACUGUUUGGCUCAGUAAUCUGCAACAAGAUUGAUAAGUGGGGAAGUUAAACCUGACAGCUCCAUCUGCCUCCUGAUUGUUUUUGGCAUGUUUAAUAGACUCUAACACAGUACGCGACCCAUUUACAGAGAAAAGAUCCAACAAAGAUAACGCAAGAGGAAAAUCCUGCAAUAUGUAAGAGCAUUUGCUCUGUUGGUAGACUGUUAUUUUAUCACUUACUGCUCGUCUGUUCUGAUAAUGACAGAAAAACAUGCUGCAUUUUUGCUCUUUUUAUCAGACCAUCUUCACUCUGCUCUUUUUCUCUGUUGGUGUAGGGAUUAAAUUAUUGUCAUAAGUCUCCCUUCUUGCUUUAAGCUCUGCAGUCACUGAAACUUGAUGUGUUGCUUGGAGGUUUGGGAGACAACAUUUACAUCCUGGUGACUUCAUGGCCAAAAGGAAAGUACUGACAUUUUGAAAAGUAUGUCUGCUCUUUCUUGCCUCCAGUCAGAUGAACAGAUUGGUGCCUCUUUGCACACUUAAAGCAGCAGUAUUCAAAAUGAACCUACACAUCAAAAAAGCCUCCUGCCUCUCACUCUGCUAAGCCCCUCCCACCAAAGCAGGCACACGAACUGCUGAACUUCUUUCUUAACCCAUCUGCUGGUUAAUUAAUCUAUUUGUACAAUUCACAAGUUAUAUAACAGUUUUGAUGUAUGUUGGUCCAAAGCAGAACUGUUAGGUUGCCUGGCAACCAGUGAAAACUCACAGCAACCACUGAAAAGAACCAAAAAAUGAAAGCAUGGCAGGUGGUCCUCACAUAGUAGCAGUUUUUACAGAUUAGAAGUCACUUUAAAACACUGUCUGCUACCUCCUCUGGUUUUGUGCAGCAGUAUAGAGGAGCAUGCUGAUUGUAAUGUUUUAAACUUGUUAAAAAAAAGUAGUGGAAAAACUUUUAUUCAAGCAUUUAAACUACCAAAAGAGAAGUUUUAAUGAAGAGGAUCUUCUCUUGAUGUGGAAAUCAGCAUAUAUGUCAUCAUAUUAAUUAGGGGUGGGAAUCACCAGUGGCCCCACGAUACCAUAUUAUUGCGGUUUUUAACAUUUUGCAAUACAGUUAGUUUGCGAUACAAUAUAUUGCGAUUUGUAUAAUUUUUUGAACUGUUUGGCUAGUUUAGCAUUUGUCUUUCCUUUAUGUUUGUCUUAUUUACACUGUAUUUUAUUUUCAUGCAGCACAUCUUGCAAACCUUUUAUAUUUUUGUUGUACUAACUUUCACCUGCUCUAUGAUGUCACCUCUGCCAACCUCACUGGACAAACACUGGACCCCAAAUGUAAAUGCAGAGGAAUGACAUGAAAAAGCAAUCAAGGCUUAGCUUCAAACAAAAGCAGAAAAACUUGAUUGAAACUGAAACCAGCUGUUAAAAAAGCACAUUGAAAAUAUUGUUUUUAAGAGGUCAUUAAAUAAAUUGCACAGCAGCGAGUGUAGCAAAAUUUUUGACAAACUUUCUUAGUAGACUAUGCUUGAAAAAGUGGAAAAAGAGUCAGUUCUCAAAAACAAGUGCCAGCUCGUGCAGGGCUGAAAACAAUCUGUACCCACUUACUCUCAAUUUUCGUGAAUAUCCAUCAUACUCUGCUCUCAACUCAGCAGCAGAAGCCCCCAUGGUUUUAAAACUGAAAUAACAAUAAACCAACCAAAUCCCCAAAUGAAUGAGAAACCUAAUGAUCCAUGAUCUUUGUUUUCAUGUUCAUAUUACCAGCUUUGUGUAAAUCUCUAAUUUGGACCAGUGUGUCCUAAAUUUCUCUCAAGCCAUGAAGCCAGAUUUCACAUUUUGGAAACAGCACACACAGCAACUUUUCAUCACAAUCAGUUGGAUGUCAUCCAAAUGAUGCAGCAUAUGCCAGGUCUCACAGGCAGCAUGUCUCCAGAGGAUCUUAAAUUAUCUGUGCUUGGUAGGUUUGAAUUCUAGUUGUUCCUGAGAGUAACCUUAGAUUUGCAGCCAAACAGCCAAAAAGGAAACAAAUGGAACGGUGCAUUUUUGAGUAGAAGUGAUCUUUCACGUGCUCUGGAAAAACAACACAAAGCCAUGUAGAAAAUCAGACUGUGUCCUUGCAGAGAAAGGAGAUAUUGUGCAGAUUUCUUUGGAGGCAUGCCUAAUUGUCCCAUAGUUAAGAUUCUCAGACUGAUCCACCACAACUUACCAGGAUACAAAGCUAAGCCUCUUAUUUACUCUUAGGUGCAGACAAACCAGCAGCAUUUUCUUUCAUCCUGACAUAAAACCAUGUUGCUGCGUACCUGAAGCAUUGGCAUUUGAUGAAUGGCAGGCUGCUGUUGUGCUCUGCAUGUUAUUCCUCUUGGCUGUUGUUCUGUUGCCUCCCCCUUUCUGAAAAAUAUGAUUUUUUUCACCCUGCUGUGAUGGAUAUAGAUUUUCUCUGUUGAGGCAGAUACCUGAUUUUUGAACCUUUCACACAGACAUCUCUGGUUUGUUUAUCUAAAGGAGGGUGUGAACAUCGGAGGAAUAUUUGACAUUUUGGGAAAUACACUAACCUGCUUUCUCAGAGAGUUGUUGUUACUGCCACCAAAUGUCAAAAGCCAACUGAUUUAUUAUGAAUCGACAGCCUGGGAUAAAAGUAAAUGAGGCCAGGAUAGGAGUUAACCGGUGAACAAAUUAGCUCAAAUUCCAAACUCAAGGCUCCCAUAAGGAGUUUUUAAUGGGUAAUGACACAGACUGAAACACAAAUCACCAAUUUUAAUGCUUGUGAAAGCUGCAAGAGGGCAUGAAUGCUUAAAAAUCGGUUAGAGUAUGAAAUCUGGUAAUAUGCCUGUAAGAUUAUUGCUCUGCAGCUUGUUUCUUCAAAAAGUUGAAAAAUGUAGAGAUUAAAACAACUUAAAAUCAAAAAGACAAAACUAUUUAAAAUCAAAAGACAAAACAUUUUAAAAUCAAAAAGAUAAAACAAUUUAAAAUCAAAAAGACAAAACUAUUUAAAAUCAAAAAGACAUAAAACAAUUUAAAAUCAACAAGACACAAAACUAUUUAAAAUCAAAGACAUAAAAUGAUUUUAAAUCAACAAGACACAAAACUAUUUAAAAUCAAAGACAUAAAAUGAUUUUAAAUAAAAACAAAAUGAUUUCAAAUCAAAAAGACAUAAAACGAUUUUAAAUCAAUAAAACAAACAGAUACAUAUAUACAUUAGAGGUAAACAAACAACAGGAAAAAACCUAUUGUAGAUUGAUUUUUUAGUCAGAAAUUUCAAAUAUGUUGUUGCAUUUGCUCUUUAAAUUUUUUAUGAGCAGUAUCUGAGUUUGCUUUUUUUUUCCAACUGCUGUCCAAAAUCUUACCACAAUUCAUUUACUAUAAUUGACAAAAAGCAACCAAAUUUUUCAUGUUCAAAUUAAACAAGUGCAGGUGAGACCGGCUCAAAGUUACAGCAAGAAUCAAUAUGCCAAAAGAAAGGUCUUCUAUACCUCAUUUAGUUCUUUUUGACAGCUGUACAGUGGAGAUGUUUUCCAACAACUUCGAUUCUGAAUAUAUUAAGGCAGAGUUUGGCAGAAGUAUGCAUAAAUAUGGGGAUGGCUGACUUGACUGACGGAUCAGCGUGCUCUAGGUCUGUGGCCUCAGCUCCACCUCUCCAAGUUGAUUGAGUUGUCAGAGGUCAGCCGAAGUUUGCAUUCAAAAUAAGGCAACAGUCAUCUUUGAGCCUGAGGAAAUUCAGCAUCGUCAUGGAGACUACGUCAACACUGGUAUGAGUAAUUCUUCUCCCAAAUUAUCAGAGCAUUAGCAAAAUAACAAAAAAAUAGAUAAUAAAAGAAGCAGAUUCCCUUCCAGUAUUUGCUAAUGCAUUUUAAUAUGUGAUUUCACCCUGUAGACAAUUGCCAUGCAUAUUCUAGAUGACUGUUUUUCUUCAUCUCAGUUCCUUGAAAGUGCACAUUUAGUGCUGUGCCUCUUGGUGGUAGUUCAAAGUCUGCAGUCAUCACAGAAAGGGCAUCCAGAGGUCCUGCCCUUAGAGGCCUUUCACACAAUUUAAUGUUGAUGGGUUUCUGGAGCAGCUGUUGGCUCAGCGCAAAAACAUUUUUAUUUUUUUUCUGCAUGAUUCCAUGUCCUUGGUGUCGUUUACCACAGCCAGAAAUGUGGUAUUAUGGUAAUUUACUUUCUCUAUUUGCACACCACUUAGCAGUCUGAGGUUCCGAGCCAAAAAGUGUUAGUAGAAGCAUAUUAUGACUGUAUGUAGUUUUGACUUUAAGUAAAAUAAGCACAAUCUCUAACAGACAGAUAUCAAAGCGACAGAAGGUUUAUUUAUAGACACAUCAGCAAACGCAGAGAAGCAGGAGAGUGGCCGUGGUCUGGUCCCUGGUUCUGUCUGUUUGCAUUUGAUUUGAAACCCUUUGUGCACAAUUAUACUUUGAUAUUUCAGGUGGAAGGGAAUGAAACACAACACAGGGAUUUGGUGCAACAUUUACCAUGUCUGUUCCCACUUUCUCUUCCAUUCAUCAUCUCAGGCUUCUGUGCUCAUUGAACUGAACACAUGGCCUUGAACAACACUUCAGAUGGUGCGAGCUCUUUCUCUGAUGUUGUGGACAUGAAUCACUUUGGCGCUGCUUCGUGGAGAAUAAAGAGAGUAUUGAUUUUGCUUUAUGUUGUGUAGCUUUCUGUGGAUCUUUUCAUGACAGAGGGGACAAACUACAUUUUAUUGAUACCAACAGAAAUCAAAAAUCAAGUGCGUUAUGUAAUUCAUCUGCAUGGAGUGUACUUGUGAAUAAGAGGGUUGAAUGUCUAUUAUAUUCUUGAUGCUGCAGGGUGCUGUCUGUGUGUGUACCAACCAGAAGCUUGAAGUGCAUGUGCAUAUUUGGUGCAGGGCUGGGAUUACAAUCUCUGUCAUAGUGCUGCAGUCAUUUCCUGAUAGAGAAGAUGUGUUUUGUCAAGAACUGCUGCUGAACAGUAUUGUGUGUCUGUUUCAAAGAAACCAUGUGAUCUAAAUAUAUUUUAAACACGUGCAGUACAUCAGGGAUGCUCUGACACCAUUUUUCCUCAGGAUACUAAUUUGCAUGUUUAGACGUUUGCGUCAGUCUCCAGUGUUGAAAAAUGAGGCCAGUGUAAAAAUGUUAUCAACUGUAGUUCCUCUAGUCUCCACUUGAAGUUAGCUCCCAUUGACACCCAUGUAAAUAACUGCAAAGUUAAUGUUUUCAAAGCAAUCUAAUUGUUGUUUUUUCAAGCCCCUGGUAACGAACAGCCAAACAGAGUGGAAUACCUGCUGUUGUGCAUUGCGAUGUAUGUGUGCGCGAUAAUCACAUUGCAGAGCCUGCGAUGUUGAGAGGCAAAAGAACUGCCAGCAGUCAAUCAAAAUCAUAGAGGAGGAAACUGCGCCCCUGCACAUGGAGUGAGUCGCUGGCGCUACCGGUGUUUUACCGAGAAUUGCAUACCCACCAAGAGUUACUUACGGAACAUUACUCAUCCCUGUUUAGCCCCACAAAUAAGAAUUGUAUGGGUUUUCAAUUGUACCUUUUCGUGGACCACUGUACGAUAAGCGUUUUGCAAGGUGCAUGCAACAUCAGUUAUCUGGAAUUAUUUCGGUGAAGGAUGAUGUCAACCAAAAUUAUGUUCUGUAUCGGCAGUGCCUUUUAUCUGUUGCCACAGUAAUGUCCCAACACAAAAAAAGCAAACUAAAAAUAUCUCUGAGACUGACAGAAGCCAUUCUACGAGGACUGGGUGAUUAUUUGAUCGUGAUCAAUGAUCGUGAUAAAAUUUUCUCUAUCAAACAUAGCGGAAAUGUGCACCACAACAGCCAAUCAGAGGCGAGCUUUCCCUGCUCACUUCUGUAAGUUACCGGAGAAAUAAACAAUGACCUAACGUGGAGCUAGACACGGAGCUGAGGGCAGCAAAAUAGAUGUCAGCUAUGACUUUGAUUCAUCCUCUUAAAGUGUUAUUGUAGAGAAGUUAUUCAACGUGACGUUGAGUAAUUAAGUUGAUGUUUAAAAACCAGCAACACAACAAAUCUGUUUAAACAUUUAAAGAAGUUCUUCCCGAGUGAUUAUGCGGAAAGCAUGAAAAUGUGAGCGGAGUCUGCACAGCCUGUCACUGCUGACGGCACAAGUAGCAGUAGCAGUUUAGCUACAACUAGCGGUGCAGCCACCAGACCAAAGCAAUUAAUCUUAUCAUCUACAUUUACACCAUCUAAUGUUUACAUUUUAAGGUGUCUUCAUUAUCCCUGAGGGGGGAUUUGUUUAUUUUGGGUCUUGCAUAUUUGCAAAAAUUCUCAGGACUGUAAACUAGCUCACUGUAUUAUUUAGUAUUUAUCUACAUUUGUUGUACUGUUGAGUUAAAAUGUUUUUUAUAUUUUUCUAAGUGUAUCCUAUUCUUUGUUAUUUACUUUGUAUGUUAAUAAAAUGUUGAACUAAUCUGUAUUUUCUUUAGUUUUUAGUACAGAUGUUUUAAAACUGGCAGUUUAAAAAAAAAUUAUGAUAAUAAUCGAGAUCGGACGAUACGACAAAAUAUAUCAUGAUCAUUUUUUUUGCGAAAUCGCCCAGGCCUACAUUCUACUAACAUUUACAAAAAGAGGUGCAGUUUAAUUGUCCACAAGACAUCAGCAGUGCAGCAUAGCAUGAAGUGCUAUUCAGGUCAUCUGGGGAAAAUUCCUGUAUUUUUUAAUAUCGCAAUUUAUAUCGCAGGGUUGAAAAAAUUUGCAAUGUCAGUUUUUUCCAAUAUCGUGCAGCCUGAGUCCAUACAGUAUGCAGUGUUAGCAUUCUGAGAACCACUUUGAUACUGGUGUGAUCAAAAGUCAGUGGUGGAAAAAUACUAGUUAAUCACAUUUGCUGGCAAAGACUAACACUGCCAUUUUUUUGUCAUUGGGAUGGUGCAAUUUAGUAGAGGUGGGAAUCACGAAUUGCCCCACAAUACGAUAUUAUCACGAUACUUUGGCCACGAUUCGAUAUUAUCACAGUUGUAAACAUUUUGAGAUACAUUGAGUAUUGCAGUACCAUUUAUUGUGAUUUGUACAGUUUUUGCUUAGCUGAUGUAGCAUUUGUCUUUUCCUUAUCUUUGUCUUAUUGAUGCAUAUUUUAUUUUCAUGUUGGAAAUCUUGGAAACCUCAAGUGUCGUGUGCAUCUCAUUUGUGCCCUGCUUGCAUUACUAAUGUAGGUGCUGCUAUAUUUGUUGUACUAACUUUUUUCUGCUCGAUGAUGUCACUUCUGCCAACCUCACUGGACAAACAGUUGAUUUUAUUUUUCUAUUGUUAUAGAUUGACUUCAUAUCAGCAAUUACUUAAAAAAAUCAAUACUUGGUUAAUGAGACGAUACGAUAUAUUGCCUGACAAAAUAUCGCGAUACUAUGCUGUAUCGAUUUUUUCUCCCACUCCAACAAUUUAGUAUACUUCAACACAGUGCAUGAAAGAGCUUUCAUACCAGGCUAAAACAUGGGAAGAACACACAAAAUUUAUACUUGCAGGUGAUUUUAUUCCAGUCAAUCAUGUCUGCUAGAGAUGACCUGUAUAGACAAAGUUGUACGAACUCACACUCAGAUUUUUGAUUUUGGGGUUGUAGAGAUGCCAUUCAGCAGGUUUCUUGUUACUCUUAUGCUGUCAUGUCAGGUUGUAUGGGGAUGGUGCUCCAUCAGCCUAAUAAGAGUCCAUUUUUGUUGGGCGUGUUGGUUCCAGUCAUCAGAAGGGUGGAUAUGAUAGAGAUGCUGUUUUGAAGCAGGCUAGCAUUUUGAGAACAGCAUUUCGAGACAGGCUGGUCCUCUGCUAUCUUUUUUUAUCCUCUACCUGUAAUGGGAGCCCUCCAGCUGCACAGGAUGCUUCCCAUCAUCCUUCCUUGUUUUCGCUCUUGCUUAGUCUCUCAAAUGGGUCUGCUGGCUCACUGCUCAAUGCAAGCACACAGCCAGGCUUCACAGUGUGUCUGAUCAAAGAUACAAAACAUACAUGUGUGAAAUCCUCUGAACUCAAUGGCUGAUUUAGAAAGAGACUAAAUUUUCUUCUUUAUUUGAUUAUCAAUGUAGACAAAAGAUUUAAGUGUGCGGCGGAGUGACUCACAGUGGACGUGUGUAAUAGUGUUUGCCUCGCAGCGUUAACUUGUUUCAUAAAUUAUCCACAGCACCAUACUGAUGAAAAAGGGGGCUCGGAGCUAGGAGAAGUAGGUUUUACUACUGGGAUUGGCAAAGGAAGCAGGCUAUUCCUUUCAGUUCUAUGUGUUGACUCUGCAUCCCGACAUAUUGAAAGUGAAUGCAUAUUUUAUGACAGAGCUGUUGGAGUGAGGGGGAGAGAGGAACACACACACGCAGACACACACACACCCACAGAGCGACGUUAUCAUGAGAGAAAGUUGUGUGUUUCAUUUGGCGUGGUGUGUGGGUGUGUUUGAUAGCAAAACACUUAUGUGUGGCCUGUGUGGGCCUGCGGUGUGACAUCUAAUUCUUUGUGCAUUUCUGCGUUAGGUUUCUGCCACAGCUGUGUGGUCAACAACAUGUGUCACAGUCAAGUGCUUUGUAAGAGGUUGUGUGAUCCACUUCACACUGCAUGAGGCUGAAGAAGCAGAGGAUAAUAGGAUUCAGACAGAGGUGUCUUCGGGGUUGACAGGAGUGCUGCAGCCUGUUAGAUUAUGCGAUGGAAAUGCCAGAUUCCCCUGCAUAAUGAUUCAUCAUUAAUGCCGAAAGGAAAGGCUGUGGCAGGGAGGGUCAGACAAAGUUAUUUACAUUAACUGUGAGCAUGCAUUCGGAGAAGGAGAGGGGAAAAUCUUUAGAGCACAUUAAUGGUGUGCAGAGAUGAGCAACACUGUGCAAUGUAAGCUUAAUCACUUCCUGUCGCAUGUGCAGGUCCCUCAGCUGCUUUUUCUACACUGACAAGUUAAUGCCUGGCUUCAUAAAUGGCCCAUUUACAGACCCCUAUUAACCCGGAGGUGAAACUCUCAUUAGGGGAAUAUAUGGUUUACCAAUCUGCACAGUCAACCAAAUAAAUUACAUUUUUCAUUUACCACUCCCAGUAACCAGCUUAUAAAAGGAUCCACGGUCAGCCAGGGAGGGUAUGGCUUUUAUUUGUACUGAAGUUAAGCUCCUCACUCACUCUGUUAAAUGAGUGAACACUUGUUAUAAAAUUAGCAAUAUGAGAUUCACUUUAAAUGAUUUUUUUGUCCUCUAAAAAUGCUCAAAGCAUGCUAGUCCCCCUAUUUAGACGUCAUACUAAGACAGCCUCUGUGCUAUUUAUGCCCACUUUAUUAUUCCAUUCAAGUAAGCAGAUCUUUUAAUAUAUCUUUCUAGCAGAUGACUGUCAGCUGGACAGCUUGGGUUCAUACUCCAUGUCGUGAGACAUCGGCCAUGUGGAAGAGGGUUUGGAGAAAUCACUGCCAGCUCCAGAGUUGAUGGUCUGUGGCUGAUUCUCCCAUAUGGGCCUUUCAGGGGUCCAGUAGAAAAGCACAUGGAUCGUUUUGCCACCUGAGCUGAGCUCAUACAGGUCGCUCAGCAUUUCAGCAGCCAUCUGGACUAAUGACCCACCAACUCAGAGAGCAGUUAAAUGAAGGAGUUUCUUGAACAAAUGCCAUAUUAUGUAUUUAGCCUCCAGUUUUAGGGGCAAAAUAUAAGCACCAUAUGGUAGAGGGAUUUAUCUCUGCAGGUCAGGUCAAACUGAAACUGUUACAUCCUGGCUUUGCUGAAGGGUAAAUAAAGCUUUACGUUCUGUGUUGAGAUUUAUCAGUUUAGCCUACAAGUAAAAUGGUUUAAAACCAUCAGGGCGUCCAGCAAUGGGAGAUAGCAUUAACUCAAGUGGAGCUCAAAGGAUUACAAACAGAUGAGUAUCAGCUGCUUCAUUCAUGAUUUUAACUGAAUGGGUGUGUUGCUACUAGCUGAAAUGUCAUGUCCAAUGGUAUCCAUUAUAAUGCACAGCUGUAAGUGAUUAUAUGUAAAAAGUGGAUGCCAACCUCCGUUUUUUGCCUUUUCAAAUUCUCAAGCUGAUGUUGAUGUUGGUUUUAAUGAGCCAGAAAUAACUGUGUUUGGAUGAGAGGGUGCAGCUAAGCUGUAUUCAUCUCAGGUCAGAGGAAACAUAAGUCAAGCUGGGUACAGUCAGGGACAGGAUCAAUGUCUGCUAAUUAGUGCUCACAUAAACACAAGAUCAUUUUACAAUUACACCAAAUAAAUAAGAAAAAUUCACGGCAGACUUCACUGAUGGCCUGUUAGUGCAAUAAACUCUAAAGUUAGACAGAUUAUGUCACUGGUAAAGUCAAGUUCACUGACAGAAAUUAGCUGAGUAAAACUGCCACUAGCUGAAGGGAAAAAAUACAACUAUUUGUUCCUGGAUGUAAAAUCUUUUAGCUAGUUGCAGCAUAAAAUUUUGAAUUUGAGCAACCGUUUAAAGUUAGACGAGUCUGAAAACUUGCACUUAAGUGAGAAAUACUGUGGUUGUAGUUGAUUGUUGUAGUUGACAAAUUUCCCAAGGGGGACAACGAAGCAUGUUGUAUCAUAUCGGAGCUUAUCAUGUCUUAUUGUGUCCAAAGCACAUACGUAAGACAGAAAUCAUCCAUCAGUAAUGUUAUGUGUCUUUCAUUGAAUAAUUUGACCAAAGUAUUGAUGUGUGUUGAUUGAGGAUGGAUUAGUUCUGAGAGCAGAACUAAUCCAUCCUCUGUAGAUCAGUAGCAGAGUCAAUAAUCUCCUAAUCAGUGGGUCAGCCAGGUUCAAUCCCAGGGCUGUCCACAUGCCGCAGUGUCCUUGGGCAAGACACUUGACCCUACUUGACCCUACUUGGCUGAGCCCAGUGGUGUGUGAAUAGAAUAAGUCCAAAACCGAUGGGCUCUAUACACAGCAGCCUCUGCCAUCAGUGUGUGAAUGAGGUGUGAAUGUUGCGUGAUGUAAAAGUGCUUUGAGUGGACCAGAGAAAGCUCUGUAUGAACACAGUCCAUUUGACAGCGAUUGCUGUUGUUUUUUGGAUCUCUUUCACAAAGUUGAGCCCUCCCCUGAAAUCUAACCUCCUAGUGCUCGUAUACAUAAGACUGCAACGACUGCUGCUACUGGUGCCUCUGCCACUACUUUUGUCAAUGGUUUAAUAAGACACUGUGAGCCUUAUUUUGCCUCAGACUGAUGUCAUACUGCAGCCUUGGGAGAUUCAAGUGCCAGCCUUGCAGCAGUGUAGGCUGGUGCUGGAUCUCUCUAUCGUUAUACGUCUCCUUUUUGGUGCAACAGCAUUUGUCCAUGACUAAUUCUAUACAACAGGGUGGUGCUGGUGCAUUUGGACAAGUUCACAACUUACUCCUGCUGCAUACUCCAGUGCUCACACUGCAGCACAUCAGAAAUACCUGCUGCUUUUCAAUAUACCUCCAUCUUUAAUAUUCAGGUGGAGUUUCGGGAAACUUGUGACCAUCCAGUAUCUGUAUCUCAGCCUUGGUUUAUGGGUUGUGAGAUCAGAUAAUGCUGUAGCCCCUUAAACACAGAGCCAAAUAUAUUUGAGAUAAACUGGUUAAAGAUUUGUUGUCAGACUUUACAUCAUGUUGAUUUGGAGUACACGUCUUCAUUAGGAGAGGAUGUUUGUACCAAUAACAGUAAAAUUCAGGUAGGUAUUAAUCGUUUGUCAUUAUGUUACACUAUUUCUGUAUCUAUUCAGUCUCUGUCUCAGUCACUGAAAGCAAAAUUUUAAAAUACUUCUGAUCCAUGUUGGCCUCUGUACUCCUCAGCUCAUUGUAUCUCUCCACAUAUUCAGCAUCUCAUGAAGACUACUUGGCGUAUGCGCACUAACAGUAUGGAGAAAAACAUUCAUUUUCCACGCUCUGCAUGACCUCCUUGCUCCCCACUAGCAUGCACCAAACUCUGAAAAAAAGCACUCCAGUGUAUACUAAAGACCCAGACUCUUCAGUUGAAAAUAGUAACAUGCUUUUGUCAAACACAGUAAUUUAAAUAUUGGGUGCAAAAUGGCUUGCAUGCAGUAAUAAGAGCUGAGGGCAGUUUCAAGACAACAUUUUAGCUAAUUAGCAGCACAAAUUUUAUGAAAAGUUUUUUUUGUUUGUUUUACAUGCAGAGGGCUGGCAGACUGUACAAAAAUAGCAAGCAGCAGGAACCCUUCCUCGAAAUGUCGACUAAUAUUUUCCCUGUAAUGCCACCCUGCUGUGACAUGGUGGUGUUGUUGGCAGGCAAACCUUUUUAAAGCUCCAGUGAAAAGAUUUUUGACACUUAUAAAAUAGACCAACAUUUACAUAUAUACUUUUUCAGUGAUAUAAAAAAAAUACCAGCCAAACCAUCAGCAACAAGAUUGACAAUUAAAAAUGAAAUGAAACAAUUGGUUGUUAAAAGUUUGCAUGUAGAAGGCUAGUGGAAAAAAGUGGAAUCAACAGGGGGCGCCAAAAGUGACACAAAGUGAAAGUUCCUCACAGGAGCUUUAAAAAUGUUGUAAAUGAAGUAAACAAAAUUUAAUGCUCUGUUCUUGCAUAUCUUUAAUAAUAAAGACUGUCACUUUAGUUGUAAUUAAGGUGACCAGAAGACACAGAAAUAGAGAAAAAAAAAUGUUUUUUGUAAUUUUGUAGUGUAGCAAAUAAAAAAAAGUCAUCUGACAGCUUCAAACUUACUUCUUCUCCUACAACUUGAGGCCAAAUAACUUUCUCAGGCCUGAGUUGGAGUUUAUGUUGCAAAAUGGCAUGCGAUAUAAAGAGAGGUCGCUGCGUGGCUGAUCUACAGUGAGAUUUAACUCUGUCACAUUUUAUUUGCACAGUGGAAACAAUCAGUUUAUCAAUAAUUGUGAGUAUGUCUUAAUCUGCAGCCAUCCCAGAGGUUUUAUCCUGACAGAUGCCUUAUUUUAGAGAUUAGAGUUUGUCAAGUGUGAGGACUGCAGCUUGAUUAAGUUGUUUACCCCAAAUGUAUCUUCUUGUUCAGCUCUUGUGUUUUUCAUGCUUUUAUCUCAUCAGUCCAUCGUAAAAGAAAAGUGAAAAAGUUCCUGUCUCAAGGUAAAGUUAUACCAGAAAAACAAGCUUCUUUGGUAGAGAGGUGCUAAAGUUUGAUCAUAUUAUUAUAUUCUCAGACAGUCGUUUCUGUAUCUUGUUUACAUUUGUUUCAAUAAAUCUAAAAUGAAAUAUAUCUUGAUUUAAUCAUGUGCAGACAAGUUCCCAACUGCCACCAAAACAAAUUUGUUUAUCGAGCACUUGCGAGACCUUUUUUUCCCCCACGCACAAGAUGUUGUUUAUUUUGUGAUUUAGUAACACACAUCCAAAAUGAUAGAUUCCACCAUGCUCUUUAUUCACCAUCUGUGAUGAUCAUGAUCUUGAGAGGAAGACUCUUCAGCACCUUUUGCUUGGUCUGUUGAUGCCAGACAUGCAGUGACAGGCACCACAGAAGUGACCCAUGAUUCAUCUCCCUUCCAUCUAGCAGUAAUUAUCGCUGCCACGGCCGCUGCAUCCUAUGUCAUCAUCCCCCAAGAUGUUGUAAAUGAAACUCAAUGGACGUUCGGUGACAUGAAAGCCUGAUCUGUUUCCUCCUGUAGGGUUAUUUCACAUGCUGGUGAAAAUAUGAGGCUUUUAAUGUAAAUUUAUAACAUCAGAGGAGAGAGAACUACCUUUAGGUUUUUAGGUUUUUAGAUAUUUGCUCUACAUGCUGAAAUGAGGUGAUUAAGGCGAUAAUGGGGAUCUGUGGCCGCUCUGAUAUUGAAACAUCCUUCCUCUCGGCUCUGCUUUCAAUAUUUCAUACUGCACUAUGUUACACUUUUUUUUAGUUUCUUGUUCAAUUCAGCUUUGACAUUUUCAUUCUGGAUGUAAUCCAUCUCAUAUCUUGAAAGCAGACUUUCUUUUCGUGCAACAGGAACAUGUUAAGAUUGCAUAAUGACAGCUGGAUCUCUCAUGUGGUACGCCAGAGCUGCACUCGUUUGCCCAGAGGCUGUUGGCACUCGUGAUGAUUACAAAAGUUAUAAUCCGUACAUGAGUGAUUAUCCCAGGACACUUACAGAGGAGGUCUAGACCAUACUCUUGUGUAUUUUGGGGUGGAACUAAAAAUCCAGUCUCUGCAACAUUACGCAUACCAUCUGCCUCAACUAGUAAGGAUGAAAAAUGGGAUAGCAGGACAGAAAGAAAGAGAUGGAUAGAUGAACAGACGGAUGGACGAGGAGCUGGCAGCCCAUUAAAAUGAUCUACUGGAGCUAAUUUUUUAACAAACUUUUGGAAAGAUAUGGUCAGGAGUAACUAAUAUGAGUUAAUGAGACAUGAAUACGCAUUCAUGUCUCAUGAGGAUGCAUCAGAGCAGGCUUUGUCAAGUCCUCUGGCAGCCGGAGCCUAUAGCAGCCAUACACUGUAUAUACUAUGGACAACUUGGCGCCGCCUUACGCCAUUAUAUGAAUUUGAAGCUGAAUUGCUCUCAGUAUUUCCGGGAUUUUCUCCACUUCCUGGAACCACCACUGGUGCUGUAGCGUUGUACACAUUUGGCGGUAGAGUCGCUGUGAUGGCGCUCGGCUCAACCAGCGUAUCCCCUAGGUGAGCUACGCAAUCUUCAUACGCCCAUGGGCUUGUCAAGCGUCAAUCGUAGAAAACACGAAUUCCCUAAACCAGUCUUACAGUAACUACAUGUCAACAUCGCAACCAGGGGGGAGAAAAAUGUAUAUUCUGCGUAAUAAAUUUCCAAAGUUUGUCCACAACUCCAUAGGGAUUGCUAGAGGAGGCAGGAUUUAUGACCCAUACUGCAGCCCGUCACCAGAGGGUGCUGUUAUUGCAGUGGCUUCACCCAGCAAGGAGGCAGACAGCGUCCUAUCUAUAUACAGUCUAUAAUGGCAGCCUAUAGUAGGGUACCUGGGGGCCCAAGUCAGACACAACUAUGAGCUGUAUCAAAACUGUGAAUGUUUAUAGCUUACUGUUAAAAGUGGAGAAGGUAACUUGGUUGGUGGAUGAUUCUUAAGGGGGUUGGGCCUUAUCAUUGAAAGCUCUAUCUCCCAUACGAUUCUGAGACACGUAACGCACCACAAGCAUCCUUAAAGAGCCGUGCUGAAAGGAUGGUGACAUAGAAGGAUUUUAACUUCUGAUUUUUAGAGAGACACUGCAGAGAAGCUUAUAUGGAAGCUAACAUGGGCUUUUCCUCAGUUCUUGUUGGUGUCUGUGCUUCACUCUUUUGGACCUGCUGAAAAGUCUUAUGAGACUUAUUAGAGCAAGAAACAAUCAAGGAGAGGCAGGAGGAAUACCUGUUUUGACGAACAGGGCUAAUCAAGAAGUUCACUUGUUGGAGUGUAAUAUCAUCUUAGCCAAACUUUCACACUCCUUAUUGAUUUUCAGUCACUGCGUUCAUGAAUUCAGCUGACCUGCAGAUGAUGAGCAUCAGGCUGUAGCUACAAGCUCUAUUCAGACGGUAUCUGCGUUAUCCAGGGACACUCCGGUGUCAAAGAGCAUCUAUUCUUACAGCUUCUGUGGGAAAUGUGCCACACAAACAAGCUAAUUUAGCUCUGAGUGUUUUGUGAAACCACUUUCGAAACACUGCCUUUCUCAUGGGUUUGUGGAAGUGAGUUUGGGAACUUCGAUUUCGAGUAAAGUGGACAGCCACACAUCUAAGGCCUCAGCAGUAUGUUGGGCUUUUUAAAGAGUUUCUGCUCUUUAUCGCCAUAAACAUAACUAUUGUUAUUUUUUUAGAUAAUCUACAAUUUUAUAUUUUCACAUAACCAGAAAAAUGUUGCUUUUCAUCCGUGGGUAUAUUUAAAGCUCAUUUAGCCCCUGAAAGAGAUAGGCCUCCUACAGAUCCCCGAUGCGUACUUUGCAUUUUUGUCUUUAUUGGAACGUCAGUGUUUCCUACGCUGUUCUCUACAUCUUCAUGAUGAGGAGGGAAAACACUUUGAAAUAGGUCAGCAGGGAGAGCAAUCAGCCGCAGCACCAUCUGUCCCCCUAAUGACUACCUGGUUGCUCUGUGAUGUGACACGCUUGGCUGGAGAGGCUCUGUUGCAGACAUCCUCUCAUUAAAUCUCUGCAUUUCAGCCCAUCUCUGCAAAAAUGAUGACACAUGAUCAGGCCUGUUUCCUGCCUAAACACAAGACGAUAUUCCUUCUAUGUAGCCUCAUUAGUGUGGGAAGAGGAGGAGAAAAGCAGGUAUGAUUGUAUUUCAUUGUAACACACUCAAAGUGAACAUGAAGUAUACAAGCAUCAUGUUCUGAAAUUGUCUGAGAAAACUGGAAUACAGCGUUGCACUGUUGUCCCGUAACUCUGAUAAUAAAAAGUGUUUGCUGUGGCAGAGUAAUGAUCUACUUCAAGAUUUUAUAAUCCUCUGAUCAACUGACUGUAGGAACUGGCCGGGAGGAGGAUUCCCAUAAACUCAUCUUUAAACAAACUCAUUUGAAUAAAGUGUAACUUCCUCGUGCACUUUCAAGAUGUUUUUGAAGAAAGACAAGGCCAAGCUUCACGUGCUCAAAAACAGAGUUUGUGAAUGUCUCUUGGAUGAAUAAUCCCUCUUUAUUAUGUGGAAAAAAUCCCGGUGUAGUGCCCUUUAAGCUGUCUCACAGGCUACACGAAGGUUUGGCAGAGAUCCACCUUAAUGCAUCAGGACUUCCUGCCAGCGUCUGGCUCCAGCUGGUGCCCUUUUAACUUCUUCACCCUUGCCCCCUCACACAGCCUGAGAUCAGCACUGGCUUUUAACAUGUGCACCUGUAAGCUUAUAGACAGAAUUUUGAUGAAAGAUUCUUGAAGAAAAGGGCAUCUAAACUGCCUGUAAACCAUAUAAAAUACAGUGUGUUUAAAAACAUGCACUGUGUUAGAACCAGAGUCACCUCUCCAGGCCCAUCUCAUGUUUCUUUUCUCUUUUAUUAAAGGCAUUUAUCAUGUAGUUUACACUCUUCUCUGGUGACUGAGUGGAACUUGGAUGUUUUCAUUUUUUUCCACUUGCCUCACAACUUGAUUUGUAGCUUACUUUCAAAACCAGACAAAUUCAGUAAUUCAUGAAUGCCUUCUCACAGCUCAAUUAAUAAAACAUCUAAAGUAAGUUAUAUAUAGAGAGAAAAUUCUUAUUGUUCAUGUUUGCAGGGUUUCAAGGCCUCUGCUUUUAGUCUCCAUUGCCAUGGCAAUUUUGUACCUCAGUGUUAUUUUUCUAGUCUGCUCUAGAGAUCCAGAUACAAAGCAGAUCCCUGUUAGUGCUCGGUGCUUUACUGUUACCAGACCUCGCAGUGAUGGACAAUCACAUUCCUGGGACUGACAGCAGCUGCAAGAUCACCAGGGAUACAGACAGGCAGGAGAGAUGGAAGAUGACUGUGCCAGUUAUAGCAUAUACACUAUUCCUCUGUUCACAGAAAAAGCCACACUCAGGAUGGGGGCUUUUUGGUCAAUACAUCAAAUUGUCCCUGCUAAAUCAAACUAAAACCUGGUUAACAAAAGUUUGAUUUUAUUAGUAUUUGAGCCUCCAGCCCUGAGCAUGAGAGGAGAGGGAAAUUGCUGCCAAGUGAGAACAGCUAAUUCAAAGGCUGGGUUAUGAAUAGUUAAUCAGAAUAUCUCAAAGUCUUGCCCAUUAAUCCUUGUUUACGUCAACUGCCUGACCAGCAGUGUGCGACUGCCUGUCCACACACAUUAAUCAUGUCGGUGCUGACACAGGACUGGGUGGGUGAGUUGGUGGGUAGGUAGGAGUGGCUGUCAGUCUCUUUCAAAGCCAGAAAGUCCAUUUUAAUGACCAGUAUGUAAACAAUACUUUCCCCUCCGACAGAAGAAAACUAUCAGCGAAUAAUUCAGCUGUUGUUGGAGGAUAUGUCAGCGCUCACUUAAACCUGAUGAUGCCUCGUAGCCUCUGUGCUGGGGCCAAUACUCGAGGAGCCCAAGAUCCUAUUCAUCCCCUGGCUGUGCACUAAUGCUAAAAAAUCCCGGGCACUCUCCGUAACAUUGAACACAUCACUCAAGUUCUGCUUAUUUGACAUUUGAAAACUGAUCUUAAAUGUGCAGUUGGCAUUUAGUCCGAGAUAAUCCUCUUCAUAAUAAUGUCAAGCUGGAAGCCUUGAAAAUCCCUGUCUGGUUCCUUAUUUUGCGUAUUUCGAGCGUGGGGUAAAUGCUUAAUCUUAAUAAAAAGGUGUCAGUCAUGCCUGGAAUGUACUACAUAGGCUUAAAAAAAAUCAUUCUUUCUUGAGUCUUGCUCUGUAGUCUGCUAGGUAAAGGAAAAUUUCCAAUAAUUCUUCAUAUUAUUGUGGCUAAAACAAAUCAGUACCAACUACUCUGUGGUUUGUCAAAAAUGUAUGCUUUUAAGGUGAAACAAUUUCUUUAAACUCGUGUCAUUUUUUCUUUUUUGACAAAAACAGCCGUCAGUGGAGAAGAAGGUAUAAAGCUCUUACAACAAAAGAAACACUUCUUGUUUGAUGUGUAAAAGAAAUCGUGUUAGAUCAUUCAGGGUGUCAAUCGAAAUUACGUCAUGGUCGCCGAUCCCCUCCCUCCACAUCCAGGAGGUGUGCAAAGCAGAAGCAAAUGACAACGCCCCACAUAGUAGCCGACGUGAGCCUCUGUGAGUUCUCAUUUUUGUUGUUAUUAAGUUUGUUUUUGUUUUUUUCACUUCAGUGAAAAUGACUGUUAUUUAAAUUUGACCGUUAGUGCCUAAUGUGAUACAUUACACAAGAAUAGUGGAAAUUGCAUCACUUUUAUGUAGCCCAUCUUUUGAAAUAAGAUUAACUGUACAAAAUGUAAUGAAUAAAACCAUUGAUCAUAGACUACACUAGCCUAAAAAUGGCGUAGGCCUCUGUACUGUAAGAAAAAGAAACACAAUCAAGAACCUCAAAUCAAAUGGAAUUGUGACCCUAAAAUCAAAAAUUAAAUCAAAUCGAGGAUUUGUAGAAUCGUGACACCCCUAUAGAUCAUCAUUUCAAACCUGUCCUUUCCUUAAAUAUGUAUGGCUUGUUACUGAAGCUGUUGUAAUGCUGUGGAGUUUAUAGAAACCAAGAACAAUCAGUCAUAAUUCAGCCAUGUCAGAUUGUAAUAAGCUUUAUUACUUAGAGGUAUUCACUUAUUUCUGCGGUUGAAUUCAGUUCAAAGCCAAGUCGAAUAAAUCUGUUGACCGGCCAUCUGUGUGACAGGAUCAGAGCCUUUUCAGUGUGCAGGACGCGGCCUUAAACACUUUGAUGACCAAUUAUCUUAAUGGAGUCUCUUUAGAGAGGUGAUUUGUGAAGUUAAAAGAGUUCCCUGCACAUUUUCAAAACAGUUUCAGAGAUUUAAUGCCAGAGAAGAGUGAUGGCUUUCCCGUCCAUCUUUCUCCUUCUGCCUCUGGGUUUAAGAAGGAUCAGGGGUUCGACUCACAUUGCUGUUUUGGUCACUGUCGCGUGCAGUUUAAUUUGGUGUUCUGGUCUCCAUAAUGAGGGUCCUUUAUAAUGUAUUAGCAGAGGAAAGAUAAAGCAACAGGACAGGAUCCUUACAGAGAGCACAGGACGAAUUAAGCAGCAUGAUUUAAAUAUUCCACUUUUUAACAGACAGACUGGUGAGGCAAAUGUUUAUUUUCUCGCUCAUUUAAGAUUUUUAUUUUUUUGCAAAGACUCAAAACAACUUUUAUCACCUCUUUCAAAUUUGCACCCUGCAAAUUCUUAAAAACUUGUCGAAAGCUCUGCCUCGUAAUUUCUCACAGUUGCUUGUUCAUACAUGUCUCUCACAGUGUGAAGUCUUUGUUAUUGAAUGAGGUGGAUGUUGUUGCUGAAAAUGAGUCUCUGGAGGCAGGACAUGAUAUCAAUAGCAUGCUGUAAAAGCCGCUGUGAUAUGUUUACAGCAUAAUUGCUUUUGAAGCAACAGAGACCUUCACUAUGAUGACAGUUUUCUGCAUCUAUCUCAUUUAGACGCCAUCCUGUUUCUUCUUUUUGAACCUUGGAUCUUUUCAUUCAUCCUCGACGCCCCCACACCAAAUCACUCGCAGUAAAUUUGACUGAACAUUUCCUACUGCGUCCUCAUAUCCUCUCCUCCCCUGACUUCAUGCUGAAACUUGACUUCAGGGCAGAAAAAAUGUCUCGAUAUGUUGGGGUGAAAAUGUCAUCUGGUUGCUUUUAACACAUGCAGCUCAUCCUGAAAACUUCAGAGAAGGUUUUAGAAGUUUUGUGCAUGUGUGAAUAAGGCCUAUGAUAGAAUUCAGGAAAGGAUUUCUCAAAACUCUUGAAUAUCAUCAGUUAAUAUUUUACAGUACGACAGAUUUAGCCCACAUUUAAGAUCAGAAAUAAUUCACUUGUAUAUUUUAAACCCUUGGCCGUCUUGCAUGACGAAAAAAAAAACACUAAAUAAAAAAAGCUGCACUGACACUUGUGAGGAACAUAAUGACUUUCCCUGCAAAAUACAUUUCAGUUUACUAUCAGGUGUCUCCUCUUCCUGUAGUGUUAAAGAUUGUUUGUCGGAAACAAGUCUGGUCCAAACAGAAACAAACACCACAGGAAACUGCAAAUGAAAAAUCAGGCCUUUGACUCAUGUCUGUGUGUGAAAAAUCAAACGUCGUCAUGACUGUGGAAGAAGGCGUGAAGCAAAACAACAAAGAAGUUAUUUUUUUAUGAUUCUGUGCAAGUUGGUCACAUUUUCCAAUCUGCAUCUGUCAGAUUAAUUAAUAUACUGUGUUGUAUCCACACUGGUGAUCCUGUUGCUCAUAAUUGCACCAUCAUAGAGCAGCUAUGGAUUAAUUUCCAGCACUUGCCAGUCAAAAGGUUUAAUUAGCAGCAGCUGAACACAUGCAUUAACCACCUGCUGUUUCCAGUCGUACAGAAACAGGCAGUUAGAUAUUAGCUUACAGAGCAGUUCUGUGAUUUAUGCAGGGCUGUGGACCCCACAGAUGCACCGUGUCAUACAGCUUUUAAUCCACAUGUGUAAUCCACUCCAUUAUUUAUAGAUUUGUAUUGGAUAAAAUGAAUCUGGAUAACAUUCAGAUGGGCUGCUGUAAAUGGACAGAUGAGUUUUGGUUCAUGACUUGUACGGUUGUCAGAGAAGAGUGGUUUCCCUCCUCUGACUUCAGUUUGUAGUUCAUUGAAAAAAUCUGGUUGGUGGUAAAUAAAACCUGGCGGGAAGUUGUGCUCUUCAUUACCUUUGUGUUGCCCUUUACUGGCAUCAAGGUGAGCCUUUUCGUUCUGUGUGCAGCCUGAGACACAGCUUCACUUUGGAGAUGGGAACAAAGAAAAUGGACACCGGGCAGCAUCUGUUCAGGGAGAGAGAAUACUGGCAUCAUCCCAGCAGGACCCUAGAUUCCUGUUUGUCUGCAGCUCAGCUUUGAAGUCCUCCACCUUUCCUGCAACAUCUGACGGCAGAAGGGUGCCAAAAGUCCCAACUGUAGUAAUCAAUAGUGAAUCUUUGGCUCUGCUUGUUAUCCCUCUUUCAGGUUCCUGAGUUUCUAUCACAGGUCCUCUGGCACUGACCUCCAAUCUGCCCGUCAUCUUUCAGAACCUGGAAAGCUGGAAAUGAAGCUUAGGGUUUUAGCAACAGCUAAUGAUUUAUUUACAGCAUCUGCUGUGCUUUGGCCUAAAGAUAGCAACAACAGUUUUGGUCUGCCAGUGUCUGAAGGUUGGUUCCCUUUAAAAUCUACAUCUUCUGGAUGGUUAAUAAGAACAGCAGAGUCCCAGGGGUGAAAUCUGCCUGAAGACAAAAUGAUGCUAAUGAACAAUCAAAUACUUAUGAACAAGGUGUUAAUUCUUAUUUAUACUCAUCAUAAAACAACCUCUACAACGCACAGGAACUGCUGUAGAGGAGCAGUGAUACAGUUUCUACUCUCACAUUUAGAUUUAGAAGCUUCUCUCUAAAAGCAUGAUGUCCAGGAUGGACAGCAUAAACACAGAAAUAAAGCCAUGGAUACAUUAGAAAUUGUGUAUCUGGAUAGGUUAAUAAAGCAAAAGCACCCAGUAAGAAAGCUUGUGGCUCUUUGCAUAUGUGCUUUAAAAUAUGUUUUAGCUCACAAGAGAUAUUUAUUUCAGGCUUAGCUGGUUGAGAAUUGCUGAAAAUUCCCAGAGUUGUCUGAAAUUUCCAUGAAAUUGUCCAAGCAUUUCCAGAAAUUUUCAAACAAACCUUUAUAAGGUGUAUUUUUUGGGGGGUAUAUACUAAGUAAGAGACUGUCUUAAUUAACAAUCAUCCGGUCAGAGAACUGGUGAUCACCUGAAGCUAAAUGAGUUACAAAACAUACAGGAAAUGACAUCAUACCCCAUCAAACUGUCAACAUUCAUAUGACCCCAUCCAGUCAGAGACACGCCAAGAAAAAUGUAUAGGAUGGUAAGAAAAUACAAGUGUUUAAAUAAAAAUUCAAAUUAUACAAAUAUACAUAGCAAACUCUUAAAAUUAAAGAAAAUAAUGACAUAUGUUUAAAAAAAAAAAAAAAUUGGUGCCAAUUUUACAUUGAAAAUUUUUGUUCCUGAUUAUCCAAGUAUCAAGUCUCCAGAUUUGAGGCUGGCCUCGUACACAGAUGGGACUUAAGUGACACCACUCUGGCUCUGUUAAACCUCUGUGUUAAAAAAAUAUAUAUUCCUGCAUACACAACUGCACAAAAUAUUUCCACAACCACAAAACUUCUUCAUACAGUUAAAUACGAUUUCACAAGCUCAAAUCUUUAUGACCUUAUCCACCCACAUAGAGAGAUAAUUAAAUUCAGAGGUUGCAUUGAAUUGACUUGAUGCUUUAGUUAUGAAGUGAUUCUGUUCUCUUUAGUUUCUUAUAAGUUUUUUGUGCCCUUAGUUAGUAGGGAAACAAAUUUAUUGAAGUUUUUACUUCUACAUACUACAUCCUAUGUGAAUAAAAGCACAUUUUUUUAACAUGGUAGUGUCCGACCAGCUGUUGGGAAACAAUCUCCCUGUAGUUUUUUUGUGUGACACGAGCCUAAUUCAGUGUAAUGGUGCGUGUAACUCUUUUUCUGUCUGUGUCAGUCUGCAGUCGCACUUUGUAAAACCAAUCCUGUGUGAAACUUGAAUUCUGUACACAGCUGAAAGCACCCACCCGUUCACUAAAGCAGCUGUGUGUUUAGAGAUAUAUGGCAUUUAUUAACUAAAAUUAGUACUCUCUCUGGCAGUGGCAGCACUCGGGGGAAAUCCUCCCUCUCAGUGGAGUUCAGUUUCUGCGAUGCCAGUUUAGAAAUCUGUCAUUCAGCUUUAUGUAGCUUUACUCAUUUUAUUACCAGUGUGUAUUUUCCUCAGUGUUUAGCUUGCUUAUGUAGCAGCAGAAUACUGUUCUAGAUAGAUUAGAUAAAUCUGACUGUAAAUACUUUUCCCCCUUACUUCUUUUGUAAAAUAAUCAUAAUUUAUGUAUUUUUUGACAGUGAUGCAUCAUUUAUUUCUGGGAGGGCUUUGUUGGGUCAAUAAAGUUGACAGCCUGUGAAAGGGAUCAGAUUUCAUACUUGUAGUUUUGAAAUAUCUCACCUUAUUCAAUGGAUACUAACAGGGAUUUCACAGCUACUGCUGUAUAUACACUUCAUUGACAUUCAUUUGCACGGGCUAAACCAUAAGACACUUUUUUCCAGCUAUGUACAGCAAUAAAAAGUCUGCAUAUUAGGGCUGUCAUCUUGAGUAUGGUAAUAGGGAUGCAGUUAAGGUCUGAAAUUAACAUGUCAUUUUUUAUAACUGUGUGCUAUUUUGUCCCUUUUGGCACACCAUAGUUAAGGUGCUGUAGUAUCUCCUCGCUGCUUCCUGCUGCCAUGAUUGAAAAUAAUAACUGUGCUUUCAACGCUCUCUCAUAGGAAAUAUCACACAGAUCAGUUGAUGAGUCAAAAGUAUUACAACCUAUUUGUCACAAUGAAUCAAAAUGUCACAUAUGUACUUAAAGUUUAAGUUUACAUCUGCUCUUAGUUAGACCGAUUUCUAAAUGUAACUGAAAUACCAAAGCUGGCAGAGCAUGUUUUUUAAGAAACGUGUUGAAACCAAAUCAAAGAAGUUAACGCCAGUACUUGCUAGAUGUCUGUCAUCUAACCGUAGGCCAAUAAACACUGUGAUGGAAACAAGUCCGAGGGUUGUCCAACGUGCCGGCAUGUGACAACCAGUCAAACACGACUGCGGUCCUGGGGGUGAACAGUUUAGUUUUUUGGUGAACCAGAGCAGAGUUUUUGGAAUAACACAUCUAAAAAUCUGGAUCAUAAAGAACAUUUCAUUGCAGUCAUGUGAUUUACAGAUUAAGACAUGAAUGAGAGCUGCUAUACAUUUUUUAUUUCAGGAUAAACCUCUUAAGAUACAGCAUCUCAUUUUUGAAGGGCAUACAAAGAUGGCGACCAGAACAGCACAGUACAAGACAAAGUAUACAACAGUGGUGGCAGCUCAGACUUUAGACUACUUUGAACUAGAUGUUUGCAAGUUAAAAAAGGAGCAAAAUGUCUCUUGUUAUUGACUAAGAAACUGAAAAAUUAUUACAUUUUAAAUAGGGGAAUAGAAAUGCUACAAGUUGCGAUUAACUUUUGAAAUUCGGCUGUUGAUAGAGACUUUACCAAAGUGAAUAUUUGAACAUCUUUGCUAAAUGUGUAGGCUAACAAAGUGCUGCAGAUGAAACUUGUGAAAACUCAAAGUUUACCCCACGCAGACUUCUCUGAAAUUUAGAUGUUGAGUUUGACCUCUGCUUUGCAAGGACAAAUAUUUGAAAGCAGAAGUCUUUCUGGUGGAAAAGGAGUACAGCGGUAAAUUUAAGAAAGAUAGAUCAUUUAUUAUUUCUAGAUUGAUGGUGCUUCAUGGCAAGAGUCAAAGUCUUUACUUUGAGGGUAAAAAAAAUCACAGAAAUUGCCAUUCAAAGGAUUUAUUACAUUUAAUAUCACUGUCAUGGUGUGAAAGGUUUCUUAUACCGUUUAUAAAGCAAGCUUAUGUUCUGUCAGCUGUGUUUUCACUAUAAGGGAGAUUAUUAUAAAUCCUGUUUAUUUCAUUCCAGCAGUGUCUGUUUCUAUUUCAAAAUGACACUUUUCAUCAUAAAGCCUCUGUCCUCUUGUCAUAACAAUCAUUGUGAGGCCUGUUCUGUGAUUAGCCGUCCCGUCAGUCUUAAUUAGUUGCCAUUCAGCAAUUGACGCUGGUAAACAAAAACUGACCAAAAUUUGGCUUAUUUUUAGCAAAAGUUGAUACAUGAGGUUUAUGUUACAUUGAGCGCUGUAGGUAACCAAGGCAACAGGGUAAAACUGUCUAACAAUAGCAAAGGAUGGUAGGACUAUCAAAGCGGAAAAUAAAACCUGAAGUAAAAGUCACAACAGUGGAGUAGAAGGUAAAUUUAAUGGUAGGGUUGUUGUCAACAGCAGUGCAGCAUUACUGAGAAGAGUUGUGUUUUCUGUGUUUAAAACAAAUCAAACAGAGCAUUGUGAUCCCUUUGAAAUAGACAGGCUGGUAAAAAGCUUUACACUUGUUCAGGAGAUCUGCCACUACAACUGAAGUUUUCCAUCUAUUAUGAGCAGCAGAAACAUGCCUCAUAAAUAACGACAGGUGCGGGUAGCUACUGUGAAAAACAGAUUUUAAUGACUGCUGAAAUGUUCACGCAGAUACUCCUUUAUUGUCUGAGGUCAGUCAAAUAACAGUUUCAGGCUUGUAAGCGUUCAACAACUCUCAGCAAUUUUCACGUCAUGUUUCCUUCAGGAAGCAGUUCUGUCAACAGUGUGCCAAACAUCAUCCUUUUUUUGUGAGCAUGGAAAAACAACGCAAAAAACAAAUUAGAAAUAAAAAAUCAGAGGAGAAGAGGGAUCAAAAUGAGGAAUUCAGCCUGUAUAAUGCUAUCUUUAUUUCAAAGCAAAGGGUGUAUCUAAACAGUGUAGAUAUUCUGUCAGUGAGAAACUAUAAUUAAAGGAAAUAUAAUUAAAAGUAAGUACUUUUCUCUGUCUAAAAAAAGUGUUGUCAUCUUAAUUGAUUAAUAUCUUUGGCAGAGUCUCUCCAUUCCUCCUCUGUUUGAAACGUUUAAUCCAAUCUGGCCACCUAUUUGCGUUGAUACAUUGUUAUUGGAAAACACUUUAGAAAGCUGUCUUUAGUUGGUAAGAGGACCAUAAAUCAAAACAUAUUUCUGUGUCCGGAGGAGAGCAUGAGAGCCCGUUUUAGAAACCAGUCCACAAGAGCAGUCAAAACAGAGGCCUGGAGAAAGAGCUGUCAUGUCCUGAUGAAUGGAUGUCUUCUGUGUUGUGCUCCCUAUACCAGUUAACCUCGUGUUAUGUAAUAAAUCAUGCUAAAUUGGGUAUCUCUUGGUAGUAGAGGCUAAUUAUUUCUUCAUUUCUUCAUUUCUAUCUUCUCCCUGUUGUGCUUCUUGCAUCCUGAGGGCUCAGUGCUCUGUGUGUCCCUCCCAUAAAUAGACAGUUUUAUAUGGUGCCGUUCUCUGCCAGUCACCAGCCCAAUCUGGGCACACGGAACGGGAGGUUUAAUGGCAGACUCUUAUAUGACAUCCGCCAUUAUGGAGACUGAUUGGACUAACAGCUCAGCAAAACUCUGACAGGCUGGCUCUGCUUCAUGCUACAGUAACAGUGGACACAUCUCUGCCUACACAUAUCAAAAGUUAACCUGCAGAACUUUUUAUCAAAUGACAAAAAUUUCAGGGAAGUACCUUAACUCUUGGUAACUCAACUGAUAUUCUUGAUGUGCUUUUAAAAGAUUAUUGUUGUAUUGAUAAGAAAGCAGGAGAAAAAAGUGCCCUCUCAGUGCUGAAAUAUUCUGUAAAAUACUCAAAACCCAACAAAAUUAAUGGUAAACAAAAUGCGAUGAGCUUUAAAGGGGCUGCACAUGAGCUCCAAACUAAUGGAUGAAGUCAGUAUGCCAGCAUGCUCAAAGAGGCUAAAUGAAUAUAGUUUUAUUUGACAUAAACUGUUGAGUGAUGUGUGUGCAAGCCAUGUGGUUUUCAAACACAACAAGCAGGCUGUAUAUGACUGGUGGUAAGUCUGUUUAAAAACAAUGCCUGAAAACUGUAGCCUCAGAAAGACAUGUAUCACUAGUGUCUCCUCCACCAUUGUUUUGAAGAAGUUGACAGUGUCGUGUCGGUCUUUGUAUGCAAGGAAACAUUUUGGGCUCUAUUUUCAUGCCUCGCCGGAGUCGUGGAGCAGGCACGGCGUAAGUCAAGUCUGCCGCGCCAACAAGGCGUUCUCAAGCACAAUUUGGUAUUUUGGUGAGCAGCGCAGCCCGGCAUAAGUAUCCCCCCUCCCUAACUCAGCCCUCCCAUCGGCGUGAGUCAUAGAGAGGGAGGGGAUAAGGCAUGGAGUGGGUUUAACACAGCGAAGACCUGUUUUCGCCAAUCAGGACAGCUCCUCUCCUCACCUUUAAAUACGCCACCGGCGAGGUGUAUUACAAUUUUUGUGAAGUAGUCAAAGAGAUCAAGAGAUGUCUAAAGACAGUAAUGCCACACGAUGGCAACAGAAGGCAGCUCCUUAACAAGUGUUGCUGUAAGCGCUGCAGAGGGCGUCCUCCACACUGUCUCAUAUAAGCACAGUUGGAUUUGGUGUGUGUAAUGUUGGACCCACUGGUAAGACAAACACCCUUUUCCACAAAUAAAGACACAUACACAAAGUUGCAUAUAUUUAAACCUCACGUGACAAAGGUGGGUUGAGCGCACAGAUCACAACAUAAACUCCAAUAAUGGCAUUAAAAUCGGAACCAUCUGUGCGUAAAGGACACAUCGUGCUCCGUGGCCUGGCUCUUUCUUUCAUAGAUGUUGGCAUAUAAAAUUAAUUUGGCUCACAAAACUGAAUUUAAUAAUAUUCAUUGAGACUUAAAGUAAAAAACUGAUCUGAUCUCUGAAACAAAUCAUCUGUUCAGCUGCCGCAGCAGCAGCUGCAGCAGGACGGGGAGAGGACACGUAGACAUGUCCAGGUUGAGCUGCACGAGAAAUAAGAGGAAGAGGAAGAAAGAAAAGGAGGGAGACGAAUUACAUAUCUUGUUCACUUCAUCAUGUGUGUCUAUUUACUAGAUAUUUUAUUUAAUUUAAUGCGGUUUCAGCUGUGUUGAUUCGGUCAGGUUGAGUGUCCAAACGCAUGCGAAACACACUCAUCAGAUCAGAUAUAGAUUUGAAUAUAUCUAUAUAGAUCUAAAUGUAUGUGCUGACUCAGAUUAUUAGUUGUUGUUGAUUAUUUAUUGCACUGAAAUGUGCCUGACAGUGUGGAAACCUGCCGGUGAGGCAUCAGUUACGCCGCCGGUCUACCAAAAUACCAGCUGCGCUCUGCCUGCGCUGAAAGCUGACCAGGUUUGAAUCGGCGAGCUUUCAGCGCACUUUAUACGCCGCCGGCGAGCACGAAAAUGUCACUGCGCCAACUGAUUCUGUCGACACCUCCCCCUGCUGCAUCACCACACCCAGCUUGGUGGACCUUGGUUCGCCUUAGUCUGUGGAAAUAACAAACUGGCUGUACGCCGGGCUCCGCCAGACAAAAAUACCAGUGCGCAGGGUCCACCACCCUCCGACGUGUCGUCGGCGGGCACAAAUAUAGAGCCCUUUGUGUGGAGAGGAACCUUUGUAAAACACUGCUGUGGAAAUAAACAGUAAUCCCCCAUGUCUGUUAGCUUUUAUUUAUCUCUAUUAACAGACUUCCCAAGUAACUGUAGCUUACUGUCUCACAAACGUUGUCAUCCCUCCAACUCCUUUCUGGUUUCCAAGUUUCCAGUCAAUAUAUGCAGUGGUUACACUCGGAAAAGUCUUGGCUGGAUGUCGUUUAUUUCUAACUGCUGCGUAAAAGUGAUUAAAGUUGGCUGUCCCAAAGUCAAUAUCUGUGUCAGAGGAACCCCAAAGAGUUCCCAGACUGUAAUCUUUUCUGUGCAUCAUCAAAGUCUUCACUACAAAAUUUCUAUGUUUCUUUGAAAAGGGGAUAUUAUGCUUUUUUUUACGGACCCUAUACUUCCUUUCUGAUAUCUCUUUAAUAGCUUUACAUGAUUUUCAGAUUUAAAAAAGCCUAAACUUUUUCUUGAUAGCAGACGAUUUGGAACUUUGCAUACAUCUAGUAUGGACACCAAACAUGGGAACUUUGUAGCUUAAUUGUAAAUGUGGAAAAGUAUAAGACUACUUCUUUAAAAAGUACAAUCUUCAUAAUUAGAAUAACUGGUCCACUGACAGUACAGCCGCUCCUAUGUAGUCUUUAGCUAUUGAAAGAGAAAUAUUAAAGGGAUUUAGAGUUAGACACCCUGUCGAAAGAUGAAUGUGGUCGACUGCUUGCUUCUCUAGUCAUACCAGCUUUAGAAACGACCAUACGAUAGCAAUACACAGCGGUCUGAGGAGCCAUCAACAAAACUCAGCCGAAAUGCCACUCUAUAGCCACAAAUAAUGCUCAGAACAGCACCUAACUUUAUCAACAGUACAUAUAAGGUUCUAGCCACAGCACUAGCCACCAAACAUCUUUUUAACUUUCCCUAAUUUCUUUAGCAAAGAGACCAAACACAACUCACCUACUCUCUUCUAGCAGCUGCUUGUUUGUAGCGAGACCUCUGGCUAGUCCUUCAUUGACUGCAGCGGGGCGACACAGCUCAAUGAAGAACAUUUAUAAUAAUUUCUUUAUCAUUUCCUUGGAAUAUUAAUCACCAUAUUAAUCAUUUUGCACUGCAGACGCGGUAGUUCCUCUGCAUUUGUGUCUCGGUCUGAUAGCUUUUUCAUGAAGAAAUGAUCAAUGAUCAGCUAUAGAGUGGUGUUUUGGUUGAGGUUUGUUUAUGGCUCCUCAGACUGCUGUGUAUUGGUAUUGUGUGGCCGUUACUAAAGUUUGUAAAACCAGAGAAGCAAGCGGUCGGCAACAUUCAUCUCUUGAGGGGGUGUCUAACUUGGUGUAACGAUGUGUUUGACCCUAAAUUAAUUUUAUGCCGGAAUAUCCCUUUAAGUCCAACUAGCUGACAAGUCAAGGAGAGGCAACACUCAAACAAGCCAACAGCUCUAAACGCAGAGUCUGAAGGUAGGAUGGUGUCACAUUGGUUUGCUGAGUUUCAUUGUGACCAGGUGAGAGUAUGUGACACCCCGGAUCUGUCACUGCUAUGUUUUUAGCUGUGUAAGUACAUGAUCCAUCCCUGUUCACGAAGAAUAGAAAACAAGACUCUAUGUCAUUCUUUUCACCUCAUUUUUGUGUACUCACAGACCAGCUUGUGCUCAGUCUGAACUAAUUAAAAGCACACAUUCAGAAGCGACGCUACUUCUUCUGCAUCAGAGCAGACUGAGCGGUGUAGUUAAUCUUUCGGAGUGCGCGCGCAUGAAAGAGAGUCAGACAAGCUUGGAAAUGUUUGUUCUGAAAAGCCACUGAGGGUUACGUUUUACAGACUGGCAGCUAAAUGAACUGUCACGUAAACAUUGCCUCAGCUCUGUCUCAUAAAUAUUUUGCUUCAGUCUGGAAAGUGAGAUUUCAGAGUGACAAUGUGGGACACAGUGGCUGCUUGCUACCAGCUGGCCCUGUUAGUGUUCAAUUAAAUGUGUGUUUAUGUUCAUGUGUUGUUUCUGCUCUCUCAAAGUUAUUAACCUCAGAGCAAACAGUCUGUGCAUGUUCUUCCUUUUCUGACCCUCCUCUCUCGUGAUGUCUGAAAAUAUUGGCGUUUCGGUGUAUUUCUUCUGUUGUUUCAGGGAAUGAUUGUUUGUUUGUCAAAAUCCCAUAAGAGCCAACAGUAAUUUCACAAGAGGAGAAGUCUGAUUUUAUGAGCAAAUACUCUCAACUAUUGAGUUUCUCUAAACUCCAGAGGAAAGGCGUUCGGUACACAAUAUAGUGAGGAAUAACAGAAUUUGUAGGGCAUUUUCAGGCCAAUAAACUGCUUUACUGUGUAUCCAAUAUGAUAGCAAAUAAACAGUGUCCACUGAGGAAGAUAUCAAGAUAUAUUUCUUACAGUCCAAGACAUAAGAGGCCAAUGCAUCAGAUUUUUUUUCACAGAGGAAAGCAUUGUCUUCAAAGCAUCUUUUGUACUUAUAGGCAAGCCCCUCAAUCAACACACCUUAGUGUACAAUAUGGUAUAUAUGGGUAUAUGGACUGUCAGGUAAUCGCAGUCCUUUUCUAAAAUAGACUUCAAAUCACAUCAUCACAGCUAUAUUUCAGAGUAGCACCAGCUUUGAUGAUGGAAAUACAGAGCCAUACUGCACCAUGCCCAUUUUCCUGUGAGUACAUUCAGAUUUGCCUCAUCUGAAUAAAAAGGAAAAGUCACAGAGAGCUUCAAAGGAAGUCAUUGGUGAUCUUCCUGCCAUAUGUAUGCUGCUGUAGCUGCUCAGCCACCUGCGCUGAAGCACAAACAAAUGCCAUUUCUGUGUCGGCGCUGCAGAGUAACCUCUCAGAAAUACAGACGUGCCAAUUUUCUGUCAGCUGAGUGAAAGGCAGUGCAACAUUAAAAAAAUCACCUUAGGGAGACGCUUAUCAAGGUACAGUGUUUCCUUUGUGCCACCAUAUCACGCUGUCAUGCUCAGAGCUGCAAAACCCUGCAGCUCUUUUUAGCCACUCAACAAGAGAGCAUGUUCAGAGUUUUAUAAAGAUAUAUUCUGCUCUUGGGUUGAGUUUAAAGGGCAUUUGUCAGCUCUUUUGAAAUGUCAGCCAGUGCAGCAGGAUCAGGCUGUGAAUGUGAAAAUCAUGUCACAUCUUUUGUCAGGUUUGAAUUUCAUGAUGAAGAUUUUAUUGAUGGUUUUAUUUGAUCUGUCUUUCUCACACUGAACUGAAAGCAGCUGUAGGUGGUAUUUUGUGACUGGGUAUCAAACUGUUGCAUGAAACAAUGUGGAAGUCUAGAGUGGUCACCUGUAAUCAUGAACAUACCAACAUAAAUCUUAUACCUUUGCUACUUUUCUCAUCAAAAUGAAGCUUUAAACUGGGCCUUACGUUGUUGACCCACAACCUUGGAUAUCUCUUUGCAGCAGAAGGUUGCUGUUUUUUUUUUUCCCAGUAAAGAAAUAAAAAUUUAUACCCUCCUUGUACACAACUGUUAGCAGCCAGCUCAUGAAAACAUAAAGCAGUCAGAGCCUGAGAGCCUCUGGAGUGGGUUGAGACUAAAGCAGCUGAAGCAAACUGAUUAUGGGGCUGAUGUUGAAAUUGUAAGGCUAAAAAUAGAUCUUUUCACUGUUAUAUAAAAGAUUUUAGUGUUUGAGCUUACGUCUCUGCUUUGUUAUACGACCUCACAAGAGAUUUAAAAAAAACUGUAUUGUUAUUUCAUCCCAUUAACACUCUGCUGACAGCUGUUUUACAAGCGAUGCUAUACCACUCCAUCAUAUUGUGGUACACACAGACUGAAUGGACAACCUUACUCCGCCUCCCAUCAUUGUAUGAAUUGGAGGCCAAAAACUCCUGGUGCCUCUGAGAAUUUUCUCCAUUUCCUGAAACCGUCAUUCGCACAGUAGCAUGAGAAAUAUUUUUUUGUAUUUCAUUUGUAAAGUUUGUCCACAGCACUAUUCAUUUUGCUGGAGGAGGCGAUGUUUAUGACCUAAACUGCAACCAGUCACCAGGGGGUGCUGUUCUCACAGAGGCUUUACCCAGCAAGGAGGCAUAUGACGUCCUGUCUGUAUACAGUCUAUGAGUACACACAGUAGUUAAAGCAACCUAAUGAUAAGUUAUCGUAUAGAUCUCAUACUCUUUUUCUUUUAAAACCAAGUGUUUUGAUUUCUCUAAUUUUCUCUCCUGUUACACUUGAAGUGACAUUUUUAUGCCAGAUUUGUACUUUUUGUUGAUCUCUUUGUUGAACUUGACAUGUGUGAGUGCAUUUUCAGACAAAAGAAAAUCUUGUUUAUAACCUGUUCAAAAUUACUUACAGGUGCUUUAAAAAUAAUCUUCAUACUUUUUACACAAACGCAUCAUUAAGUUUAGUUUUGAUCAAUAAUAAUGCAUCAGAUUUCAUAUAGCGCUUUAUCAGAGACCCUCAAAGCGCUUUACAUUGGAUACAUCAUUCAUUCGCUCACACAGUCACACUUUGGUGGUGGUGGAAACAUGGCUGCCAUUCUGCGCCUACGGCCGCUCCGACCACCAUCACACAACACUCACAAUCAUACACCAGUGGAGGACACACACUGGGAGCAAGGUGGGUUAAGUGUCUUGCCCAAGGACACAACAGACAGACUUGGAUUAGGGGGGAAUCGAACCGCCAACCUUCCGGUCAUUGGACGACCGCUCUACCUCCUGAGCUACUGCCGCUUUUCUUAUCCUUUGCCUUAUUAUUGUAGUAUUAUUAUCCUGCAUCUACCUUUGUCUGUUGUUGUAAUAGAGUUUGCAGUUAGUCUUUGUAUCAGACACUCAGUUGUAAUGGUUUAUAAUUGAACUCAAACAGAGAGUGAUAUUUUGAUGAUGAGCCAUUUUUGUGCAGCAGCCGAACCUCCAACCCCCUUUGUAAUUAACGAGACAUUGAUUUUUUUCAUGAGUCCUCUCUGUCUUUUAGUCAGUAAAUGUAACCUAAGAAAGAGUCAUCAUGAUUUUUAAACCAAUAAUCCUGGACAACAAGUUUACUAAAUCAAGUUUCUCCUCAGGGUUUACAUAGUAGCUCAUGUUUUAAUAGUACUUUCCAUAUUAAAAAGAUUCCUGGACACUUGAUGUUCUCUGGAUGGACUUGUUGCUGUAGUAACAGGCAGCAGAGGCGCCUGAUCUUAUUUCUUCAUUCCUUUUUUUGGCUUUGUUUGGUGUGAUCGAAGAACAGUGAUGAUUUCUCUGCUAAUUUUUUACAAACAUCCCUUUUUGGAGAUACAGAGACCAUGAAUGUUCAUUCAUGUGUGUUUUCUCUUUCUCUUUCUUUCAGAUUUAAAUGGAGAAGCUGCAGCAUCAUCACCCACACGAACUGGACCUCUGUAGGAUUGUUAAGUGUUUUGCAUUAAAACACAAACAGCACCACUUCUCCCUGAGUAAUUCAUAACUGACACUUAAUGUCAGACUGCCCGCUGCAGCAGCUUCAUGCUGCGUCGCUGGCUGGAACUCUGCUAAUGGAAAGAAAGCAUUGUAGGAUCCUGCUUUCCAAAAACACCUAAAUGCAGCAUAAUGCCUUCAAAAGUGUCAUGUUUAUACUUCCUGACAGUGGUUUGCUGGGCCAGUGCUCUGUGGUACCUGAGCAUAUCUCGCCCGACGACCAAUUAUGUCGGCCACAUGUCUGUGCCUAUACGUAAGACAGUGAAACCCCCCAAAAACAUCACCUUCAACAACAUACGCACCCGCCCCCUUAACCCACAUGCCUUUGAGUUUGUCAUCAGUGAAGCCAAGAAGUGUGAAAGCGUCACGCCCUUCCUGAUCAUUCUCAUCAGCACUACGCACAAGGAGUUUGACGCCCGGCAGGCCAUCAGGGAGACCUGGGGAGAUGAGAGCACCUUCACUGACAUCCGCAUCCUCACCAUCUUUCUACUGGGCAAGAACACAGACCCCGUCCUCAACCAGAUGGUGGAGCAGGAGAGCCAAAUCUUUCAUGAUAUUGUGGUGGAGGACUUUAUAGAUUCCUACCACAACCUCACCUUGAAGACCAUGAUGGGGAUGCGCUGGGUGGCGACUUUCUGCCCUAAGGCGCAGUACAUAAUGAAAACAGACAGCGACAUCUUUGUCAACAUGGACAAUCUGAUCUUCAAGCUCCUGAAACCCACCACCAAGCCGAGAAGGAGGUAUUUCACCGGCUAUGUCAUAAAUGGUGGUCCUAUUAGGGACAUGCGCAGUAAGUGGUACAUGUCAAGGGACUUGUAUCCUGAGAGCAGAUACCCGCCUUUCUGCUCGGGCACAGGUUAUGUGUUCUCAGCAGACGUAGCGGAACUCAUCUAUAAGACUUCUUUACACACAAGACUGUUGCACCUGGAGGACGUUUAUGUAGGACUGUGUUUGCGUAAGCUAGGUAUACACCCAUAUCAGAACAGCGGGUUUAAUCACUGGAAGAUGGCCUACAGUCUGUGCAGGUACAGACGAGUUAUCACUGUGCACCAGAUCUCCCCGGAGGAGAUGCACCGCAUCUGGAAUGACAUGUCCAGCAAGAAGCACUUGAGAUGUUAAAGAGGAUGAAAGGACCUCCACACAAAAAAAACUUGGAACUCUUUUCUUUUUGCCUUUUCUCUCCUUUAAAAUGUCACUUCACUCAGUAAUGUAAAACAUCGAGGGCUGUUGUAAGUCGCUCAUUCACGUUGACUUUAACUGAAGAUGCAUGACACGUCUCUGCUUCCUCCGUUUGAACAAAAGUGAAGCCAAAAUUGUGCUGAUUAUCUAGCUCCAGGGAAGUUAUAGCCUGAGCAGUAGAUAUCAGCAGGUGAAGCUGCAGCAGGAUUGCAGACUGUGCAAAACAUGGACAUAGCCUUGUUACCCAUUGGUUUCCAAAUAAUUUACCAGCUAAUCUAGAAACUGUCAAAAAGCUUUAGUUCUUUAUAGGUGCUGAUAAACAGCUACAGUGUGCCUACCUGUAAAUCCUGGCACAUGCUUCAAGAUGAUAAAAAUCUGAAAUGAUUUUGAAAAUGUGAGAGACUUUCACAGGAUGAAGAGUAAUGACAGAUUUAGCAGUUUAAUUUUCAUAGUGCGUGGACUGCGAAGAGAUGACCUACAAUAGACCCAACUCACUAACAGAUCCCAUUUUUCAUCAACCAGAGUCCAUACUGUCAAAGUGGAAAUCUUACAUGAAUCUCUUGCAAUCAAAUGUGACUUAGAAAGAAAAAACAUGACAGAUGACUGGUUGGUUGUCAAGCUGAACGUUGAUAGCUCUGUCUUUGUGCAUGGUUGUUUAUUUUAUGAGAGGCAUUGUACAAACACUCGUCAACAUCAACCUGACCUCCUUUUCUUACCUCCUUGUUUAUGUGUCACAUGUUGUUACCAAGACUGCAUUUGUUGUGCCUUCUUCUUUAGUCAGCUUGCUCCCUGAUUGGCUGUCAUUCAACAUAGAGCGCCCCUUCAAAUCGGUGUAUCUGAUUAUAAAUAUUAAACAAUUUCAAUUUUUAAAUCAGGGCAAGUAGAACCACUCCCAGCACACCGCACAUCACAGGGCAAGAUAAUCUUUUUAACUGUCAGGAAAUUGGGUCUUUGUUGACAUUACUCAGAUGGAAGGAGAGCCGUCCUAAAUCGUCCUGGUUAUUCUCUUGUUUCUCUGUCGCAUAAAUCAAGUCUUGUGCCUCAGUUUAUGCACAAAUCCCAGCCUUAACAUAGUCAAACCAGACGAGUUUAAAAAAUGUACACCCUGGUUUCAUCCAAGUAUAAAAGUUAAGUGUAGAGACCAAAUUUUACUCCCAUUUGUCUCUGUUAUGAUUUAACUGCUGAUUUUGCAUUUCUGUUUCAAAACCCAUACGUUGACAUUUGUUCAAAACACUGUGACAAACCAUGUGGCAAAUGUUAUAAAGGUUGGUGCAGUCCUCGGAAAGGACAGUCUCAAGUCUUUGUAAGCAGGUUAGAAGACAGAAGUGUCUCUGUUUAUAAUGGUUACCCCUGCUCACCUCCAGGGCAUCAGAGAGGUUUUGGCUUCACUUUUGGGGAGCUGUCGGGCCAUGCAUCAUUUAUACGCUCUAUGCUAUUUUAUGACAGCUGUUUCAUGAACUUUCAGCCUUCUUCUGUCUCGGCUGAUCACACCUCACGAUUGUUAAUGCCUGCAUGAGGCUUGUAAAGCGUGUAUUCUCAUGCAUCGUUUCAAUGUGGUGUUUCUGAAGCUCAUUUUUCCUCAAGGACUCCACUACAGGCAGCAUAAAGUCAAUCAACGUUACAUAUUGUAUAUCAUAACAUGUGGCCUAACAGGUUAAAUUGAUUUUAGUUCGAGCCCUCUCAAUGAAACCUUUUGUCCUGUUUAAGUGUCCUUGAGCAAGACACAGACUCUGUUCCAGCUGCUGACUCAGCACCCUGAUUUCCCACAGGAGUGCAAGCCUGAGGGAAAUUUCUGUGCUGUAAUCGAUAAAGUAUUAAAUUGCAGUAAAAUAUCUAUAAUAGUAUACAGUCAAGGAAGCGUUAUUUACAAAAGAAACAAGUGUUCUUGAGAGGAGAAAAUCUUCUGUUAUCAACCCAAGCAGCCUCUCUGCAGUGAUAACAUUAAAUCAAGGCUCAAGCUGCUCCUCUUUAAUUAUAUUUAUCACAAACACAGUCAGAUAUGAAGCUGAAGAUAAGCUGCAGUUCUCCAGCAUUAGUCACAAUAAAGCUGCAGAACUGAAUUUGCUGGAUGAUCAUGUUUUCUUACAAAUUUGCCUCAUGUUUGUGUUUACAAUACAUUUCACCGCCUCUGAAUAAUUUUUAAAGAUGCAUUUUGUUUUAAUCUCCCAUUUUUGACAUUUUUGUUACUGGAGGUAAAUGUGUUUCUAAGCUACCAGCUCCUCAUUACUCCAGCUGCUGCUCUCGUUUUUCAUGUAGGCAGUAAGUCUAUUUCAGAUCAUCAACUCCUCCACACAUCAGAAAAACACAGCAUCACAACCUGUGAGUAUGAGUUUUACCGUAGCUAAGAUCAUUACAGACUGGAUGUAUUAGCAUAUGUAACUUGCAUAUCGGUGAUUAUUGAAGCACUGCUACUGACAUCGUGAGGAAAUCAUCGUGUCUCAGAAAAAUGUGGCUUUCAUGGCCAAAUGUUUUCUUUUUUCUGAAGUUUUGUAGUAUUAUGAGCUAAUGUGACAUUUACUGUGAAAGCAUCUAUCCCUCCAGGGGUUGUUGUUAUAUACUGUAUGUUUUUUAUAUUAAAGAACAAAUACUUGAAUAAUUAAAGUUAUAUAACUGCCUUUACUUGUUGCAUGUUGUGAGUUCUUUAAAAUAGACUUCCAGGAUUGGUAUACUGAAGGUUUCUUCCUCACUGUAGACACAGGUAUAAGAAAUAGCAUUAUAAAAGUUAGGGGCACCUUAUGUCCUGGUUUAAAGGGAUACAUCAAUUUCUGUCUCGGCUUGAGAUAAGAAAACUCUUCAUAAUGAGCACAAUUUAUUUAACAGAGC